AUGGAGUUUGACCUUUUAUUUCGCAUAGUGGCUUGUUGUUUCCUUCAAUCUCUGGUUAUCUAUGGCUUUAAUAUCGAUAUUAAGAAACCUACUAUCUUCUCUGGACCUCGCGGUAGUGAGUAUUUUGGAUAUUCUGUUGCUCUUCACUCAGGUAGAAGCUCUAACUGGUAAGUGAAAGUUGUAUGUACUAACAUUUUAUGACUUAUUAUAAAGCAUAACGUGCGUGAUUGUAGAGUAUGAUCCGGUCCAGUUGAGCCAACCCUCUGUACUAAAGCGGCUUCAAAGAAUAUUUAUUUUUCUCUGUUAUUUAAUUGCAUAACUUUACUUUACUGUGGAGUAUAACAAAUCAUUUUGAUAAGCCGUAUAUACUAAAUAUUCAUUCCUUGAUAUCCGUAAUACGAUAACUUUACAUAUUAAUGGUUAACAAAACACAUGAGCCUAAUAUUUGGGCGGCACACUUAUUAAAACUGUCAGACACAUUUAUACGAAAUGAACAGGGAAAUGAAAUGGUUUAAGAAUCCCAAAAAUGUCUGCUGAAAUGCAUUAAAUGCUGAAAAAUAUUUCAUAUUCGCAUCGGUUUCAAAAUCUCCGUGUCAAAAGAGUAGUUGGCAUACAGUGUAAUUACAUCUCUCUGCUAAUGUCCAUAAAUAAAAGGUCGUUUCUUAUUGUUGAUAGAAGCGAAGGCCAUUUAGGGCAACUACUUUAACACUUGGAUAAACAACUGGAGGCUUAACUGCAGAAUACCCUGCCACUUAUUUGCAUGUCAUUGAAUAAGAAUAGCAUCUAUUGUGUUAUGCUUCGUUGUUCAAAGAAGGCCGACCAACGAAAACAAUGGUGGUACAGAGUGGCGGUGUAUUCAGCAGUUGCUCCAUACAGUGCAAUACGUCUGGGCUGGGUUGUUCGAAGCUGGGUUAAGAUAAUCCAGGGUUUAGUGCGAAAUUUGAACUCAGAUAUGAGAGCUUAAAAAGCAAAUUCAGUUUCAUCCUCUUUACCUACAAUUUGAUGAUUGGAUACUCUAAAAAGAAUAGAGAAAAUUAUCUGAGAGAGUGCUUUUGAUAAAAAGAAAAAGAAUCCCAGGUUAAAAUUUAACCCCGGGUUAGUGCUAACUGGCAUUUGAACAACUUGGCCCCGUCUGCUAACGUCCAUAAAGGUCGUUUCUUAAUGCUGAUAGAAGCGAGUAGUGCCAUUCAAGGCAACUACUUUAACACUUGGAUAAACUACUGGAUAAACAUGAAGAGACCCCAGAAAUGGUGGUAUUGACAUCAUUAUUAGUCUCGUUUGCUUUAGCUGCAAGACUCAGAAAAUGCAAGCGUUUCUUGUUUUUUGGGUGUGUCUGUGCCAAAAGGGGUUCGUGGUCCCAGGCGUUCCUAGUGUAGACUGAGAAAACUGGGGAUAAAAAUUGUGACAUGUCACAGCGCCAUGCUUUAUUUUGUGAAGAAAUCUUACAUAGGAAGAUGUAGAGCUUUUCCUGAACAGUUCGGUCCACAAAUUCUAUCGUUUGAAAGCAUUGAUGACUUUGGAACCAGUGAAUACUUCAGUGAAAACUUCGAUGUUGAGGCUAUAAAAAUGAGUCUUGUGAUGAGCAUCUGGUUUAUUUUUUGGCAAUGAUUGAAAUGAGGCGCCAUGUUCAUCAUGUUUUUAGUCCCUGGCGAUGAUGUAAUUUCUCUCAAAGUGAUUUUUGUGUAUUACAUGCAUUCUCAAUCAUCAUCAAAUACGAUGCAAAAAGUAAAUAUCGUGAAGAAUACUUGACCAUCAAUAAAGAAGGAAGUGAAAAACUUUUAGCGCGUAAAUCCGGUUUCGUGUAGAAGUAAUUGCCUCAGCAUUUCGUAUCUGAUCUCCAAGCAAGCGAGACUUGACUCUUUUUUAACAACACUCCUGUUAUUGAGGCACUGCGCUAUGUAAACCUUCCUGAAAGUGAAUUUAUGUCAUGUAACAUGACAGGGGAAUCAGUUGGGUGGGGGGAGGAGGCGGGGGGAGGUUAUAUGCGUGUCCCUAACCAUUCAUUUCACUGAUUAGGGAGAAGGGAGGAGGGGCUUUUCAGGCCAGAACUUAACCUGGUUAUGAAAUGACUAGGAAUAUUUCUUUUUCACCCCUGGAUUGGAUGCCAGUCAGUCACAGGGUUACUGCCAGUAUUUAAGACGGAAUCCAUCAGGAAACUGAGUAAUUUUAGUUUUCAACAACAACAACAACAAUACCUUUAUUCGCCUUGUACUUAGUUAAUUACAUACACACAUGAAAGAGAAAAAAAUAUAUAUAUAUAUAUUUAUUUGUACUUAAUAAGUCCUGGAGCUGAAAUAAUCCUAAGAUUUUCUAGCCAGUUCUCCAGAAUUUAAAGUUUUAGAGAAUUGAGAUAGAAUUUAUUUCCAAAGAAGCAGUUUUAAAAUACAAUGUAUUAACUAUGUUGUUCUGACAGCAAAUAAGGUUUCAAUUGUUUUUGGAAUUGGUAUGUGUUUAGUUCUUUAAGAGUUAUGGGAAUUUUGUCCCAGAUGGUACAUGCAGCAUAUCCGAUUGUUUGUUUCCCCGUAUUAGUUCGCACUUUUAUUACGUAAAGAUUCUGUUUCGAUGAUUUCAGUGGACAAAAAUCUUGUGCCAGAAUAAUUUAAAGAAUAUUGCAUUCUUUUUUACAUUUUUCAAGGGCUAAAGAUGUAAUAAUCAUCUGUAGUAACACCAAAGAAAAUUUCUCAUGGAAGUCCGAGAAAAUAAAUGUCAAAUUUCACAAGAAUUGUGAUCAUGCAGGUAAAAUUCUAAAAGUUUUAUGUGUGAGAUGUAAUUUUGUGAAAUUUGACUUUCAUUUUCUCAGGCUUGGGCUAUGAGAAAUUUUUUUGGUUGUUACUACAGAUGAUUUAUUACAUCUUUAGCCCUUGAAAAAUGUAAGAAAGAAUGAAUAUGCUUUAAAUUAUUCUGGUACAAGAUUUUUGUCCACUGAAAAUAAAAAUUACUCAAUGUGCUGGUGGAUUCCAUCUUAAUUUUUUGGUACCUAGUUAUACACUUGGGUGGAGUAAGGCUUUGUGAGAGUGAAGUGUGUCACCCCAAAAGGCAACACAAUGUCCUUUGCAAUGCCUUCACACAUCUAGAGGCAGUGUGGCUGAGUGGUUAGAGCACUAGACUUGCAAUUCGGAGGCCCAAAGUUCAAGUCCCGCUCUGACCACUAGCUAGAUUUGUUCUUGGCAGUCCUGUGUUCAAAUUCUCGACUACAGUUGUAAAUAGCCAUUUUGCCCCUGGUCGGUUGGGAUUCUUAACCUUGUUAAGUUUGAUUGAGAUUUUGUUUCAGGUAUUUUCUUGGCACCACUAGCAUUAGUGCUAUAAAAUAAGUGCGGUGGGUAAAUAAUGGCAAUUAUUAUUAUUGUCAUCUUGAUACAGAGUCCAGAGCACUGGUUUCUUGGUGUUUCCGAAACCAUUGUUGGUUCGCUUGGAUGGGUGGCUAUUUUGACGCUCUUCUCUCAGUCACAUGUUUGAAGAAAAAAUAUAGAAAAAUAAAUCGUAAAGAAAUAUAUAAUUAAAUAAAUGGAAAGUGUUAGGCUUGCAACUUCCCUUUGUCACUGAUUUAUCUUUAUUCAUGAAUGCUGAUUGAAGUGUAUAAUUUUCUCCUACAGGGUAAUAGUUGGAGCUCCAAAAAGUAAUGUAACUGAUAGAGCUGGUAUUGCAAAUCUUGGAAGGUAUGGAGCAGCAUUCAGAUGUCAAUACCCUGCAGCUGGAAACCAACCAUGUGACGAAAUUGAAAUUGAUAACAGACGUAAGUGUAGAACUUUAUUAGUUUUUAUACAGCACUUAAUCUGUGUGUAUCUCUGACAACUUCUGGUAAGCACGGUAGGUGUGGAUCCUCUCUUGAACUGCUUGUGAAAUUAUCAGUUUUAAUGGUCAGAUCCUGAGAGAUCUUUGGCAUAAAAGAAGAAGCCAGUUUUCAUGUCUAAAUUCUAUAGGGGAAAUGUCAGAGAUCUUUGACUCGUACAUUAAUGAGUAUGAUUUAAUCAAUUUAGUCAAACGGGUCAGAGAAAGUGGGCUGCAGUGUUCUAAUAUUUUCUAUACUGGGCAUAUGACUAGUCCUAGCUACUCCUAUCCCAAGAAAUAGAGAGACAGAGAUAGAGAUGGCGCAUUCGCUCAGCUGUAUUCGGGAAUAAGACUAAUAUACUAGCUCUAAAGUGGCUUCCUUGGCUUUCACUGCAUGGCACUAAAUCCAGAAAUCCGGCCUGAAAUAACCACAUGCGAGAAUGUAGUUUUCAUUUCAAGUCUGUUAUUUUUUUUUUAUCUGGAAAUGACCCCUCAUCAAAAUUCAAAUGAGCUUUCACAUAGGCGGGAUACACAUGUACGAAUGCAAUGCCUUCAAGGUGAUCCAUCCACCAUUUUGUUGUUUUUAGAUGGAGAGAGCUCAUUAUAUAAGCCACAGGUAACCCAAUUAAAAAGGAUGUAAAUUUGACUAAAGCAUCCCAGUGAAAAUUUUAUUCCACAGUGUACCCACCUAUGCUUUCUUUAACUGUCUGUACCCCGUGCUCUUGUUUUGGAACACCCUUUCUAGGUGGUUACUGUCUUUCGCAAGGAAAAACCAGAGCAUUUAUCUUAAUUCCCAUUUCUGGUAUGUCUUUCUCCUGGUUUUCACCUCCUCUUUGCAGUGAUUUUGUUACCUCUGUGUCCUGCGUCCCUGACGCAUAGAAAUCCCCAAAGAAGCAAAAAACAAUUCAAAGAUUGAUCGAUUGAAUAACAUGUGUAUUUGUAGAAAUAUCCCAUUCAUGUAAUUUCUGUGGCAGUUAUUAUGGCAGUUGUUUAAUGAUGCAUAAUUAUUUCUUUUAGCCUUUGUUGUGCUUUUAAAAAGAAGGACUAUAUUUUAAUUUCAGUAUACUGCAAUACAGAGUUUUGGAGCUGUCUGUCUUCAGAUUAGCUGUCUGGUUACAUAAAGACCUAAGCAUUUUCAAUUUCAGACUCUUUUUUAUUUUUACUGGGUUUCAUUGGUUCUGGACUGGGACUCAUGAUUUUUCACAAGACGAGUCUCAGGACUCACCAAAACUAUUUGUAACAAAAUCACUGUCUUUGGUGGUUUCUGUCUCUCCUUAGAAAAUAUAGUGUUUCAGCUAGAUACCACCUUGUCCUCUUGGUCCCAGCCUUUGUUUUUUUUACCUGAAGAUUCCCUUGAUCACACAACAUCUGGUCUAUGAAAUUUAGUGUUAUACCUUUUGAUACUUGUUUUUACAGAUUUCACUUUGUCAGGGAUAAUAAUAUUCCUUUUUUAUUAAUUAAGAAUUUUAAAUAUGCCUUUAAGUUCUUUCCUACAUAGCCCAUGUUCAAUGAAUUCUAUCAUGACUCUGGUAACUCAAACUUCGAUGACUCGAAUUCCCUCCUAACUCGAACUAAAUUUUGUUUCCCUUGAUCAAAAUAAUAUUUAUUUACUUUCACCAUGGUUGUAUCAUCAUUAUUCACGAGGUUGUCACGUGCAAUAUUACUUAAUGAAACAGUCUUUAACUCUGAUGACUUGAUUCUAAAAGUGUUGUAAGUUACUGAUUCUUAAAAGAAAAGAGCCUUCACUGAAGGCAUUAGUUACAAAACUACUGUGAAAAGCAAGUCUGCAUGAGAUAUACAGUCACACGUUUGCACAUGAAAGUGUUGGAACUUGCCCCUAGCGUGGUCCGUACAUGAGGGAAUUCGAGGUAUGACACAGUAAUCCAGUAAAAAGGAUUAUAAAAAUAACUCAUGCACACAAUUUGCACCUGAAGGUGUUGGACUUUGUCCGUUUUACAGUUAAUACAUAAAAUAAUGCAAAUUGUUUGCUAGAAAAUUUACUCAAACGAUUGUUCGAAAUUACCUCAGCUUCACAAUGUCUACAAUAAUUAAAUUAUGCUUAAUGCAAUGUUAAGGUUGAUAGCCUAACAUUUGAUUUCCUUCCAAGAAAAUCAUCAAACUGCCAAAAUAUAUUUCUAGUCACAUCAUGUUAUGCCACUCAAUAAAGCAAUAUGUAAUUGUUUUGUCAACUAGCUUCUUCUCAUUUAAUUCCCUGACAUUACUGUUUCUACUUGAGUGACGCAUCUUUACUAAAUAAAAUAUGUUUCAAGAACUAUAAUGACUUUUAAGCAGCCAGCGUGUUUCAUGUUGUUCUCCUAAUUCUUUUUUUUUUUGGCUAGCACGAAAAAGGUCAGUUGAACUUUGUAAGCGAGAGAAGAGGCGCUGCCAGGGGGGUCCCAUGUCGCAAGUCUGAAUUUUAAAAGGUCUCGUGUCGGUGUUUAUAAAUGCUUGUCGCUUAUUGUCGGCUUUGCCAUCACUGUCACAAUUUGGGCGAGGAAGGUUGUCUCUUGUUGCGAUUUCAUUUUACGCAUGGUCGCCACUUUUUGGGCCAUGUCGCUUGUCGGAAUUUACCCUGGCAGGGCCUCAGAGAAUAAUGCUUGUUUACAGGUUUACCAAUGCUUGCUUUGCCUUUCAGACUUCUAAAACCACAAUUUAAACUAUAUAGGUCGCAUACUCCAGAAUUAAAGUCCAUAUCUAGAUUUCAAUUAUUGUUUCAUUGGAGCAACUUUGAAAAAUAUAUGAUCUUUUACACUCUACCUUGAAGCUGAUGAAACAGAACUCAUAAAUUAUGAAAUAUAUGUGUUAUACCAUUCAGAAUAGCCGAAUUAGGUCGGAAAUGUCUUGAAGCAGCACCCACAUUCACUGUACUCAGCAUUUGAAUCAUAAAGAUAUUUCAAUGUUAUGCUUCUAAACACCUUUAGCAGUUCGGGAGUAUGCCAGUUUUGGAAGAAGCGAUGACGUCACGAUUCCAUUGUUCUGCUAAAAACACGCAAAAAUAGGAAAAAAUAAUCGCAAGAAACAAGGGAGCUUUUUUCAAAGCCUGUUGCAGGUCUCCUCGUUCAAUAUCUGGGACUUCCGAGCUAGCAGUACCGAUGAAGAAGCCUUCUCCUUGUUUUUUAAAGUCAAGGGACGUUUCCUGUCAUAUUUCGGUAGUUAAAAGCGACAGUUUUCAAAUGGCCUUCGCCGCCGCCGCCGCCAUUUUGACGGGUAUCGAAUGUAAGUACAUGAAUUUAUGUUUAGUUUUCAGUAUCUUGCCGAAUUUUUACGAAAUCAAGACUAAUUUUCCUCAGAACUACAACAUGUAAAGUGUGUUCAGGCAAAGUUUCAUCGAUGGCAACAACCUAGUAAAAAUGGCAACCACACAUUGAAAAUUGCCAACGGACAGGAAGGGUUACUAAUAUUGAUGGUUAUGCCUUAGUCUGUCUAUGUAGUUUUAGUUAUAAUCGAUCAGGUCUGUUUUUGGUUGUGUUCACGGCAAUGUAUCGACUGUCAUCUAGAAAUCACUUUAUUGAUCCAGAUCAUGUGUGUGGAAUGAGUUUUAAAUCGGUGUGAGUAGGUUCUUAUAUUGAUUUCUUUUAUUUUGAUCAGGAUGUCCGUCCAAAAUGUACACAAACAUCUGGAGAUAUUACAAACAUGUUGUCGCGUUUGUGCCAAAAGGCUGGGAACAGGAACCUGGAAGACAAAAUGCUAAAUAUCUUCAGAACGACAUAUUUGUGCUCUGAGGGCAAAAUAUUGCUUUAGGUUCAUUUAUGUUCCACUGUAAUGAAAAAUUUAAUGUCCAAAUUCAACCCUACCUCAAUAAAAUUAAUCAUGUUUUUUUUUUUGUUUCUUUGUAGUGUGGUCACAGGCUUACCCACCACAAAAGCCCCUCCUUUGACCCUUUCAAAAAUGGGUAAGAGGGAAACAGGUUGGAGGGGGGCUUACAUACCUUGUGAGUGGAAGCUCACACUCAAUGACCAUUCAACCAUAGAAGAGACUGUGGCCUUUAUUCAAGGGGCUUUAAAGGAGGUACAUGAGGAAGGAGUCAUGGAAGUGCAGGCUUGUUAAGAUUUUCUCUACAUAAUGUUCAAUCCCUCGCGUCAAAUAUUGUUUAUACUUUACAGAUGCCAAAUACAUAAUAUGUUCAGUCCCUGUGCUGUACAAAAGGUCAAUCUGCAACAUGAAAAAUGCCACACUCUCCCCCAUCAAUCGCUGUUCAUGAGCAAUAAGCCCACAUUUGAUUUCAUAAUGUCGAAUAUGUGUGUAUUUGAAGAAAUCCUAAAUUAUUGAGAUUCUCUUGAUGAAAAAGCAUCUAUGUUAAUGCAUCGUCUUCAACAAAUCAUCCUCCCUAAUAAAUAAUACAUGAGAGACAUCUCACAAGAUAACUAUUGAAAAUCGAUGUCAGCUGCUACUGUCUUCAUUAUAUCAAAUAAGUUUUGGUUUUUGGUUUUCAUGUCCAAGAAGGUGUUAAAAAACAAGAUUUUGAGAUAAAAGAGUGUGUAUAAUAUGCGAGCCAGAGAGCCAUGGCAGCGAGUCAUGCAGGUCAGAAUCAAAAACAGUAAUACAGAAAGAAUUAACUGUCAGGACCUAAAAUCAAAUGUUUAUUUACAAAAAACAAAAUGUAACAAUAAAUAACUUUUAUUGUAUCUUUACUCUGAUGUGUGAGCUUUGUUUUCUUGAAAGUGCUGUUCAAUAGAAACAUGAAGAACCGGCUAUGAAAAAGAACUUUGGAAAACUUAUGUUGUGUCCAUGCCAAGUGCAGUAAUCAUUAUUAUUUUGGGCCAAAACUUGUCUAAUAGAAUUGUUUGAGGGUCCCCACAGAGAAGACUUGGAGAAAAGUGCUCCUCAAAGUUACAAUGCCUUUGGUUUAAAGGCAACCCCAGAGUUAAAAACAAUAAUUUAGUAUUAUUCGGAUGUAACAUCAAAUCCCAUACAAGAGGAUAUUUUAUAACAAACCAUAACCUUGUUGAUCUCUCACCUCUGGUCAAAUCCGGUGGACUACAAGACUAUAGUGUCCCAUUUUAAUCAAUAGAUCCAAAAGCAUGUAACAAGCAUAAUUCUUAGUUUUCCAAUAUGUUUAUUAAAUUCUAAAGAGCCUCUUGCAUUUGUUAAGCUUGUCCAAAUAAUCAGAGAACUUCAGAAAGUGGAAUAAUUGAAAGCAAUAGGUUUUUUUGAAGCGGGACAAAAACAAAAAUGAUCAGGGAUGAUAAGUAAGAUUUUCACUUUGUGGGUUUUCAAGAAGAAAACGAGGGCACAAAUACCCUCAGAAAUCCCUUGUAAACCUGUUGUAUACCUGGACGGAACCGCUUCAAGACAUAAACCAACAGAACAUCAUAUUCGAAAAAACUGAUUUUUUUACUCACAAAUGACUCGCUUGCACCAAAACAAUAACCUGAAUUAUAGCCGUCUUCUCCGGCAAGUCGCUCACUCGCGGGAGAGAAACAGAAGCAACGGGAAAAAUUACAUUAACACUUACUGUGAAAGCAAACAUAAGGAAACGAAUUAUAGAACAACUCACUUUUUAGUUGUUUCCAAAGCGUUCUUUUUUCCUUAUGAUAGAAAAAAAAAAUGAAAUAAAUAGGCACAAACUUGUUGGCGUGCUUACCUAUUUUCGAUGUACUGAUUACAGACGCAGUGAGUACGCAGUGCCUACUAAGCGCGCGAUAAGCGAAGAACUAUAGCGCAAGAAUGGUUACUCCCUGUCCUCAAGGUACUUCCCAAUUCAUAGUAACGAAAAGACAAAUAAAAGGCUCGAUAAAGCCAGAAUAAACGAGAAUUUUGGCCAAUACUCUCUCCUCUCCUCUCCCUUGUCCGCCAUUUUGUAUGUUUUGAAAAUGACCAUCGCCAUGGUGAUCAUGUUAUGGUUGGUGACGUAGACCAUUGUUUUCGCUUCUUCCAAAACUGGCAUACUCCCGAACUGUUUAGCCGUAAUAAAAGACAAAAAAAUGUGAAGAAUCAAGAUGGCGGUCUUAAAGUGCCCUUGUUUGACCUUAAGCCAAGUGAAUGUCAUGUUAGAUGCCAAAAUCUAAUAAUUGGUACCUAUGCAUCAACGCAUAGUACCUUCAACCUUAUUGGCCCCUGCAACAAACAUCCGAACAUACAAAGCCACAAGGGCAGAAAUAUACAUAUGCUCAAACCACUGACACAUGAGCUAUUUUUUCAAAAUAGCUCAAAAAGCAAUAGGCUUAUGAAGCAAAACAACAGUUUUGCACAAGCAUCAUGCUUUUUUGUACAUUUCUUUGCCAUCACUGCAUGACUGUGACUUGAAAAUAUCUAGUUUCAUGUUUUAUGGAGGACAAUAAACUAGCGACAACAAAUUUUUCUUUCUCUUUCUUAACUUGAGUGUGGUCCCCAAGAAAUCAACUCCAGGGAAUUUCCCCUACGUGUGACAUUUUCACUAAAUUGGAAUGAACAUGAUGUAGUUUGAAAAAACGUGAAUUCAUUUUAAAAGUGAUGUUUUCGUCAUUGGUGCUAAUUAAAAAGUUCAAUAAUUUCAGGGGAAAGUGUGAGUUUGUUCUUGUUGUUGUUUUUUUUUACAUUUCUUCUUUGUGAUCAUUUUUUAGCGGAUAGUACGAUAGAUAUUGGCAACUCUAGAUAUAAAUCAGAAGAGAAGGAGGGUAUGUGGCUAGGAGCAGUGGUAACUAGCACUGGCAAGGGUGGCAAAGCAAUGGUAUGGACAAUGUUACAUAAAUGGUAAAAGAUGUUGUAAUGAGCACACUUCAAACUCACCUUUAUUCAAAGUUGCCUUUUGGUGACCGAAAAUCAUUUGUCAGGAGGUACAAAAAGGACUCUUUGGUCAUGUUCUUUUUGGGCCAACCUAGAGGAGGUUUGACAGCAGUUCGCAAAGGAUCAUGGGGUAAAUUAUCAAGGAGCUCAGUUACAGAAAAAACUGUUAAGCUAGACGGAUCUCUGUGAACCACGUCUUUUUGCAGAUUUAAGCCACAACAUUGUGCUAGAAUUCAUAAUAUUUUCGCACAAAAGGUUUAUUUUAUCAAUCAUUUUAUAAAUUUCGCAUGGCUAAGUGGUUGAGAUGCCUUUAAAACAUCUUUUUUAGCGUCAUCGAAAGUUAGCGGGCUUUUAGACACCUUGCAAACAAAGCCAGCUGUAUCAGCUAUGUUCAUUCACCUUUCCAGACAGCGACGGUUAUUGCGAAUACACAUUCAACUGGCCAAUUAAGAAUUCAAAUGAUGAUGAACUUAGACAACUGAGACAACUUUCAAAGAACUGCACCUGUUGACCACUAUAAAAUCAGUUCAGCUGAAGCACAGACAUACACUUAACACCUUACUAGUUUCUUCAAUAAUCAUUGAUAGUGGAACAUUUUUCUAAGUGGAGGGGCUGACUGACUGGGGAAGCUUAGGAGAGGGAGGCUAAGGCUUAAGCUCUCCCAGCCCCUCGGCCUUACUGUGUAUGAUAUCUUUGAGAUCAUCUAUACAAAGUAACAAUGGAUACUUAGGUUAGCCAGGACUUGAAAAUCUGUGGUAUUCCUACUCGUUGCUCUCAGUACUAAAUACAAGUUACAUGCAAACCAAACUGCCUGUAAAUGUUCACUGAAAGAGUCAAGUCCCACUCGGAAUACAGAUGAUUUACUGAUAGCUUCUUUUAUUCGGUCAGGAAAAGUACAGGAAAAUAACUUUUAAAGAUUGCAAUUCUAUGUUAACACAAUGUAAGAGAUAAAAAUUUCAUUUGCCAACAGAGAAGCCUACCCAGAAGUUAAGGGGACAUUUACAAAAGCCUGUAAAAAUAUAUAAGUACCCAGGAGAGUAAUAGAUCUGAUUAAAUUUCACUGUCUUUGAGUAAGUAAUCUGGAAGUUAGAAUAAAAAAACUCAAAGUCAAUUAAUUUGAUAUCUGCUACAAAAAUGUCAGUCAAGCAUGCAGUCAAAGAUUUAGGUUCGUACGUUAUAGGGUAGGACAACAACUGCUUUGAUUCUUUUCUUUUACUUCAUUUAUAAGCUGACAUUUUUAAUUCUCCUUCGUAACAGUUUUACUUCAUAAAAUGUAAAAAUAGGCACAACUCACCAAAUCUCAGGAGCAAUAUUAUUGUAUCAAACAAUAAUUCAGUUAUCUUUUGUUCAGGAUUUUUCUCUGGCCCUGUGCUUGUUAAUCUAGAAAGAAAAGAAAUCACAAAAAACAAUUGAUUAGCACUUUCCUCCAAUGUCCCAAACAGAAAAAGCUUCAUAUGAUCAAGAAACAAAGAGGGCGUACUUUCACACUAACUUAAUGUUAUUAUUGUAGCCUUAUGAGAAAUGAAACAUGGUAAGAUAUGCUCCCAAAACAUAGCUCACAACGUAAUCCUGCUUUGAGCGGUGACACAGGGCUUAAUCUACGUGAAAAAAACAAUAAACUGUACUCAAUAUUACAAAAACCAAAGUUAAAAACAUUAGAGCACAAAUAAGAAUCAAAGUGUCGAUUUACAGUGAGAAUGUUUUCCCACAUGAGGCCGACUGAAGCGUGGUUACAGUCAAACCAGGUCAAGCGUUCCCAUCGCUAACGAACUAAUGAAUUCAUUAACGAAAAAAUGAUUUCGUUUGUUGACUCAAUAAUCCAUUCAUAAAAUGAACAAUCCAAUAUUCAUAUUUAGCCUCGAUUCAAUAAUCGAAUGUUGAUUCGAUUACUGUUUUUUUGAAAAACUACACUUUCCACAAGUUGACCUCAGAAUUUUGUUUUUCUUCUUUUUUUCUGAGAGUCGAGUGUGGGCAAGUUCUGAAGUUCAAACCCAAACAAACUGUUACAUGUACGCCAUUUUGCUGCCAGUAAUCAAUGCAACAGACCUGGCCUCUUAGAAAACACUACGGUCAAACUGAGGUCAGUGUAUGAGCGGUGAUUGGUGGAUUUCGAUCCUCGGCCUUUGUCAGUUUCUUUGCGUUUGCGGUCUGUCUAUUCUAGCUGUUAUUUUGAUUAAAGGCAAUGAAAAACGCAAUCGUUAACGGCAGGAAAGGGGAAGCAAAUACGAUUGAACACAACAGACGAGAAUAAAGAACAGGUAGUUUUUGUUCAUAAACCAAAUCAAUAUUUCAUUAUUGAAUCGAGGUUCAAUUUGACUGUUGGAUUAUUCAUAUUAUGAAUGGAUUAGUGAAUCAACCAACGAAAUCAUUUUUGCAUUAAUGAAUUCAUUAGUUUGUUAGCGACGGGAACGCUUAACCUGGUUUGACUGUAAGUGUCACACGUCGCAUCAUUUACCUCUGCACUUAACAUGCUUUAAAUGGAAAAUAACUCAGAAACUGUAGCAGGGGCGAUGGGGGGGGGACCGUACAAAGUUGAAGAUCAAUAUUUUUUCUUCAAAGUUUUGUGAAAAGUAGACCAGUCGAGACAAAGAAACGCGAAAGAGUCCCAUUUCAAAUGUAUCACUCAAAAAAACCAACAGGAGCAGCCAUUUUGGAUUUUUCGAGCAAAGCACGAUGAAAAUAAACCUUAAAAAUCAACUCACCUUGAAGAUUCUUGCAUCAAUACAAUCACGAGGGUCCAGGUAAACCAGCAAAGGAAAUUCUUGACGAAUCGAUGAUGGAAAAUGAGGAAAAACGUGAAAUAAUUGAGUUAAACUAUGUUUUGAAUUUUCAUCUCACGGUCUACUGCAAGAUGGUUUUCCUUGAUCAUGAUUGGUCCAAAUUGCUCCUGUGAAUCUUUGCAAACUGCUAUCCAACCUCCUCUGCGGCCAACCCUUUCAUCCAAAGCCAGUUUUGGUUGAUGUGGUUGAAGUUCCCAAUAGGAGACUUUUCCAACCAUUUCUGAUUGAAAUGAGGUUGUGACCAGGUAUAGUCAUUUCCAAUUUUCCUUGACUUCAGGGAUACAGGAUAAGUACAGGAUAAGUAAGGUUUCUUAACGUUUAAGGGAAGGUUUCACGGUUCAGUGCAUGCUCAUUAAUCAAAAAACUAUUUUUCUGGCGGGACAUGCUGUAUUGUCUAUGCAAGCAAAAUGAUCAUGUCAUAAUGUUAUCAAAGAACCAAUUUGCGCACUCCCCUGGGAGUCACUUGAUCAACUUAUGUGCAAAUAACUGUAAAUUCAUCAACCAUGGAAUGAAAAUUUAACAUUGGUAGUGUUGGCAUAAUCCACUAAUUUUUUCUGCGAUUUUAGUACUCCUCCAUCCUACUUCAGGUUACUCUGAAAUAUAGUUCUACUUUGAAAUACACUCUGAGAUUGCUAAGAUACAUGUAAGUGGGAUUAUUAACCUAUAGAAUUAAUAAUAAAUUGAAAAAAGUAAUUUAAUUAAUGAGCAUGCACAGAACCGUAAACCUGUCCCUUUAACUGCGAGUUUAUUGGCCAUCAACCAAUUAGAAACUUUCUCAAGUUCACAGUUAAAGAUAUCUUGUGAUGAGAUCAGCAUUUGAGAAAAGGACAUUGGAGUUGUCAGCAAAUAGUAUUAACUUAAGGAAACUUGAUGAAAGCUGAAUGUCAUCUAUAUAUAAAAAGAAAAGUAAAGGGCCUAGGAUAGAACCCUGUGGGACACCACAUUUAACUCUCUAAUACUCGGAGGCCACGCUGUUACAUUCAACGUACUGUUUUAAGAUCAAGACCCCUUAUACCAUAGUUACAUGGUUAACUGUGUCAAAAGCUUUAGACAAAUGUAAGAAAAUGCCAGCACAGUAAGUUCUUUUUUUCUCGUUAGACAAGAUCUCAUUAAUAAGCUGAAUGAGAGCUAAACUGUGCCAGUUAGCGGCUGCUGGCAGGGGUGCUUCCCGCUUCCAGGGUUGCCUGGUUACCUCCUUACCUUAUUUUUCGCAUCUGGCCUCCCCCGCUAACCUUUUAGGCCCCAGUUCCCAAGCUCAUCAAUUGGCGAUGACUUUAAUACCUGUUUAAGCCCCAAGAGUAAUCAAUAUUGUUGCAAACUGUAGUAGAAAGUAUCAAAAAUUAUCACAACUUCUAACCUGUACCUUUUUUACCUAGGCUUGUGCUCCCAGGUACGCUUUACGAACAACUUCACGUGAAACAAUAAAUGACUACUGGCCUCUUGGAAAAUGUUUUGAGCUUGACAAUCGCCUUGAUGUAGCGUUACGAGAUGAGAUUUCUCCCUGUGAAAAUGGUAACUGCAAAAUAAGUACUAGAUUAGUAAUAAGCAUUAAGGAGUGCAGGCGAGCUUAAAAGGUUAAAACACUCUUGCUCCAAAUGCUGUGCUGUACAUAAUUUUUACAUGAUAGAAGGUCCAAAUGGAGUUAGGACACAGUGCAAGCCACGCAAAAACAACAACAACAACAAAAAUUGAAAAGCAGUAAGACUCACAGAAAAAUAAACUCUAACCAUUGUAAAUGAGUGUUUAACUCUAAAAGUGCUUAACGCUAAUCCUUAAAUUAACGGUUGCCUAACCCCAGUCAGUUAAGCCAUUCAUCACUUCAUAGGAUUUCAUCUACAGACUCAAAAGUUAGAAAGACAUACUAAAUAAAAUAAUAGUACCAUGUGAAAGUACUGCUGAAGAGGUUUUAUUUGAAUGGUAACAUCAUAGGAUUUCAUCCACAGACUCGAAAGUUCGAAAAAUGUACUAUAUAAAUAGCACCAUGUGAAAGUACUGCUGAAGAGAUUUCAUUUGAAUGGUAACACCAUAGGAUCUCAUCCACAGACUCAAAAGUUAGAAAACAUACUAUAUAAAUGUUACCUAGUGAAAGUACUGCUGAAGAGGUUUCAUUUGAAUGGUAACAUCAUAGGAUCUCAUCUACAGACUCAAAAGUUAGAACUGCAUACUAUAUAAAUGGUACCAUGUGAAAGUACUGCUGAAGAGAUUUCAUUUGAAUGGUCACACCAUAGGAUCUCAUCCACAGACUCAAAAGUUAGAACUACAUACUAAAUAAAUAGUACCUAGUAAAAGUACUGCUGAAGAGGUUUUAUUUGAACGGUAACAUCACAGGAUUUCAUCCACAGACUCAAAAGUUCGAAAAACGUACUAUAUAAAUAGCACCAUGUGAAAGUACUGCUGAAGAGGUUUUAUUUGAAUGGUAACAUCAUAGGAUUUCAUCCACAGACUCAAAAGUUAGAAAAACGUACUAUUUAUAUUACCAGUAGAUGUGGAAGUGUUACUGAAGAGGUUUCAUUUGAAUGGAGGUUUCAUUUGAAUGAGGUUUUAUUUGAAUGGUAACACAUUUCAUAGGAGUUCUCAUCCACAGACUCAAACGUUUUAUUUGAAUGGUAACAUCAAAAACUCAAAAGUUACUAUAAAAUAAAUAGAUUUCAUCCAUAGAUGUUCGAAAAACGUACUAUAUAAAUAGCACCAUGUGAAAGUACUGCUGAAGAGGUUUUAUUUGAAUGGUAACAUCAUAGGAUUUCAUCCACGGACUCAAAAGUUAGAAAAACGUACUAUUUAUAUUACCAGUAGAUGUAGAAGUGCUACUGAAGAGGUUUUAUUUGAAUGGUAACACCAUAGGAUCUCAUCCACAGACUCAAACGUUAGAAAAACAUACUAUAUAAAUAGUACCAUGUGAAAGUACUGUUGAAGAGGUUUCACUUGAAUGGUAACACCAUAGGAUCUCAUCCACAGAAUCAAAAGUUAGAAAAACGUACUAUAUAAAUAGUACCAUGUGAAAGUACUGCUGAAGAGGUUUCAUUUGAAUGGUCACACCAUAGGAUCUCAUCCACAGACUCAAAAGGAAAAACAUACCAAAUAAAUAGUACCGUGUGAAAGUACUGUUGAAGAGGUUUCACUUGAAUGGUCACACCAUAGGAUUUCAUCCACAGACUCAAAAGUUAGAACUACCUUCCACGGCUCCAUCAUUUACUCUGGGUGUGAACGAACUUAAUGUUUCUAUUGACCAUCGAUAUCUGGUCAUCUCGCCACCAAACUAUCUCUCCACCAAGAAUAGAAAUUAGCAUAACAUUGUUUUGAACCUUCAUGAACCUGCCUCGUACCCAGACGUCUCUCUUUCAAGCGUGCGCGCAAAGGAAGGCGGGAAGGAGACAACGGGCGAGCCGUCUGUACCCUUCCCAUGGUCCCUUGCGGUUCAUCACCAGUCACUCGUUUGCCAUGCGAAAAACGAAGCGCCUGAGGAGGAGGCUGUUCAUGAACGGAAAUUUCUUAACCGUUACUUUAUUUUUAUAUUUCAAAGAAAUGACUAGUAGUUGUGAAACGUUUCUGCCAGUUUUGUAAUCUCUCAAAUGUCAAAGUUUACAUUUACAGAACCUAUAGAUGUAUUUAUUAAUUAUUGUUAUUUGCAUUAACAAGAGCGUACGACGUAAGGAACAUCUAUUAGGAUCGGCACAUUUGUAUUUGGAUCGACUUUAAAUUCGAAUAAGCUUGACGAAAAUCUUAGGUUAAGUAAUCCUAGGUAUUAAACUGUGUCAAUUAUUUCAGGGCUAUUCAGUGGUGGCGAGUCGACUUCUUGGUAGCGAGAUAACCGUAAACCUAACCGUCUAAAAUUCCAUUUUUAGAGCAAAAAGGCAACACAAGAUUUGGUUACUGUCAAGCCGGAUUCAGUGCAGAGUACAAUGGACAACAGUUUCUCAUCGGCGCCGUUGGAGCCAAAGAUUUUAAAGGCAAGCCUUUGGUUCAUUCCCUGUGAUAAAUACAAAUGUAGAUACCGUAAAAUUCCAAAAAUAAGCCCCGGGGCUUAUAUUAUCCAAAGGCCCUUUUUGAGGGGCUUAUUUUUGGAGGGGCUUAUAUUCGGAGGGGCUUAUCUACGGAGGGAAAUUUGCGUUUCAAAAUCGAUUGAGCUAGCCUUAUAGCUGGAAGUAAAUUUACUCUUUUUGCUUUGUUUUACUUUGUAUUUGAGGGCAAUUUUCCAAGUACAAGCCCCCGGGGGGCUUAUAUUUGGAGGGGCGAUUUAACGGAAGGUUUUUCGCGUUACCGGUUUGGGGGGCUUAUAUUUGGAGGGGCUUAUACAUGGAGGGGCUUAUUUUCGGAAUUUUACGGUAGCUAAUUAAAAUAUAUUUUUGGAGACACAAUUCAGCAUUUUGAAGAUAUGUUUCGGCGUGACUCGAGCCGUCAUCCUAGUAAAAAUUAGGGACCUUAAGAUCCGAAAACGGCGACGGCAACGAGAACCUCGAAAAAGUAAAAGAGGUUUAAUAACCAAGACAACAAUUUUGCACGUGCAUCAAGCUUUCUUGUACAUUUCUUUGCCGUCCCUGCACGACUGCGACGGAAAAAUGGCUAAUUUCACGUUUUACAGAGGAAGUACGCAAGCGAGGACGAAAUUUCCUCUCUCUUUCUGAACUUGGAUAUGGUUCUUAGGAGUUCAACUUUAGGAGGGUUCACCUAUAUGUGACAAAGUUAGUGACUUGGAGUAAUCGCGAUGAAGAUUGAAAGAGCGUGAAUUCACUUUUUCAGCGACGUUUUCGCUGCAGUCGCCGUCCUGGGAUCUUAAGCUCCCUAUUUAUUCCUUGCUUCGAUUUCUUCCUCUUAUAUACCCGUAGCCUGCGAAAACAUCAGUUUCUCCUCGCUCUUCGUAGCUGUGGACGUUUCGCGCGGAGGAACGUCUGCGACUCAGCGGCAGAAAUUCCAUACUGAUGACGCAAAUCAAUGUUUACAUAAUAAAUCCGGUAGUCAUGGGGUUUCACAUAUAAAUUGGUCCAAUUUUAUGUAUCCUCUGGUCGAUUUUGGUAAAUUGUUAUGUUCAUCUGCCAAAGAGCUCCAGCAAAACUCAAAUACUUCUUCUAGAGAAGACUAUAAUCCACAUAUAUUGACUGUUUCAUCAGAGAUUCUUCACAUUUACAUUUGACCUCUGUGGCCUUUUGUCUUUUGUCUGUCAAGACUGUCAGUCGUAAACAAUAGCUAAAACAAUGUAACUUCUCUGUCGACCAACCAGCGCUUCUGACCGGAUUCCGGACAGAUUUUACGUCAUCAGGAUGAAAUUUCUGUCGCUGAGUCGCAGACGUUCCUCCGCGCGAAACGUCCGCAGCGGCGAAGAGUGAGGAGAAACGGAUGUUUUCGCGGGCUAAUAUACCCGAAGACCAAAGAUGAUACAAAAAAUUUCUGAUUGGAUUGCAAUGACAGAUGCAAUUUAUUUGAAAAUCAUGACAAAGUUAAGCAUCAUCACAGGGCUUGUAAAAAGUCCCGUCCGGCCGUUAGUCUGGGACAUGUACUUGUAAUUUUUAAGGUAGCUCGGUGGUGUUUUCCAGGGUCAAUACCUCCCAUGUUUGAGCAUAAGCUAGGUCGUCAUUAACAAAGAUUUGGAAACAUUACCAACACCCUGACCACCACAGCUUUAUCAGGUUAAGAAGAACAUUUUUUUAUUGUCAGGGUUACAGUGACAUCAGAGUUGUCAUAGCAACGAAUUGACACCAUUAUCUAUUUUACUUGCAGCCGUAUUUCUCGGCACUGGGAACUGUCCUUCCAAAAUCGUUUACGGGAGCUUUUUCCUCCAAUAGCUGCCUCGAUGUUCGUGAAGUUUAAGCAAAAUCUAUGAGAGCGGUAUCGAGAUAUUUUGGGAUGAAGUUUUUAUGAUCAGAAAUACGGUAAAAACUAGACAAUCUUGAUGGCCUUUUCGGGGAUGUGUCGCUGGAAAGCGUAUGGUUUUUGUCGCCUCCGUUCUAAACAGAGUAUUUAUUUUGUGCGAGUCUGUCUUAAACAGGGUAUACAAUUUUGUGUGAGUGAGUCAGUGAGUCUGUCCUAAUUACAGUCAAAUCUCGCCUUGAGGACAACUCGCUAUAACGGACACCCCGAUAAAACGGACAGCAGCUAAAUCCCCGGCAAAAACAAAUUACAGACGUUUGACUGAAAUAAAUUUCCGCUAUUACGGACUCUCGCUGAAGAGGACACUAACUCGAGGUCCAAAAAGGAAUGAUUAUAACGUAAAUUUGCUCUAUUGCAAUUGCCAAAAAAAGGGGGGGGGGGGGAAUUUUGUCUCUGGUCCUGUCCUGAACAGGGUAAUUAAGUCGAAGGUGGUACAAGUUUCAAACCCUCAGUGGCUCAUUGGUCGAAUACCCCCCCACCCCCGGUCUUCAGUAUGUCUGGGUUGAGCUCGCUGAAAUAAGUUUAAAUGUUAUACUAUUGUGAGAUAAUCACUCUGAAUUUCUCCUCAGGUGGACUGUUUAUCACAACUGAUAAACAAGAUUAUUUUAAAUCUGUGGUGGAUCAACUUGAUAAUUCAGACCUCAUGGGUGAGUCUUAAUUCAAUGGAUUUACAGUCGUUCAGCCAACGUUCUUUUCGCUUACCUGUUAAGUUGUUUGGCCAACUUAUUAGGUCAGUUCCCUUACUUUUUUCGCCUGAUCAAUGGCUUAAAGAACGAUGUGUACUACACAUGUAUUGUGCGUUUCGUUUCUUUAGCGGUCGAGUUAAAGGGGCUGUGUCACGGCAGUCCCGUUCAUUUUGUUUAAUUUUGCCAAUUACUCGCCCUCAAUCGCUGUGGAACUUAAAGUAAGCAAAGAAAUUACAUGUAAAUGACAAAUUCAGAGAACCGAGACAAACAAAUAUGUCUCCUGAGCAUUAUUUUUGAAGUUGCGAGCAGCAGGGAUCAGCUUUGAAAAACUGUUAGGCUGAACAGUUUUAAAAAAUCCUAAUUUCAAUCCGUUUCAAUCUUCUUCAGUUUUGCCCAUCCAUGACAUUUGUUGUUUCUGUUAUGUUAUUUUAACCUUCCUUUAAAGUUUUAAGUGGCAAUUUUUAUGUUUCUCUUAAUUUAACGGGCAUUUUGUAAUUUCCUAAUUUGGCUGAAUUUCGUGACACAUUUCCUUUAAGACGUAAGCGAAAGGGACGUUAGCGAAGCGACUCGUAGGCGAACCUACCCGUCACGUCAUACAUGAUGGUAAUGAGAACGCCAAGAAGGCAGGAGCUUUCAUAGGCAAAACGUUGUGCAUCACACGGGAUCAGAGACAGGUUUUUGGGUAAAUCUCGCGAAUGCGGAAAACUGCAAAGGGUAAUUUACAACAAUUUUAUUGUUGUAGAUCAUGGAUCAAAUAGUUUGCUAUUUGCUCUCAUAGUAGUUUCUGUUACGAAGAUGUACGAAUCAAUGACCGAACGAACGAACACAAGAAUUGUGAAAACACAGGUAAAUUCUAAAAAUUUCAUGUGUAAAAUUUCAUUUUGUGAAAUUUUACAUUUAUUUUCUAGGGCUCCCACGAGAAAUUUAUUUUGGUGUUAUUGCAGAUGACUAAUUACAUCUUUAGCCCUUGAAAAAUUUGAAAAAGAAUGCAGUGUACUUUAAAUUAUUCUGGUACAUUUUUUUUGUCCACUGAAAAUUAAUAUUACUCAUUUUCCUGAUGGAUUUCGAAAAAACCCUCUUGGCUUACAGUCAGACUUCUUUUUCACUUAUCGUGAAGGUUUAGCGCGCCUGCGAACAGCAGACGCAUUUCCGGUCGUCGCUUCUCUCCCUCCGAAAAUAGCUAGCUAUUUUUCGGAGUUUCGGAGAGAGAGAAGCGAGGACCGGAAAUAAGUCUGCUGUUCGCAGGCUAAGGGUUAGCUAGCCUGCGUGGCAGGCGUUUGAAAGGAAAGGGAAAGGGAGUUUAAGGUGCGAGGGAAACGCGAGGGGCGGGCGAGGAGGGAGCCCUCCUCGAGCGCAAAACCCCCUUUCCAACGCUUGCCACGCAGGCUAAGGUUUAGCCUUCGCUGCUGGUGUAGUUCACUCACUCUCUCUCUAAAAAACCCAUUCCUUAGCAGCUCUCUGUUCAUUUGCUUGCGUGGAUAAUAUGUUUACCCAGAAAGAAGUAAUAAGCUCCUUGUUUGCCUUAAUGAUUUAGAACAAAUUAGAACGAAGCUUCUUACUCUUUAAAGCUCGUGUCAACUUAUAAUGAAUGAGUUUCUCAAGUUUAAUAACUAGAAAGGGCGAAAUGUCCAUUUAACCCUUAAGAGCCUUAAGAGCCUUAAGAGCCUUAAGAGUGAUCAGCUUCAAAUUUCUCCUUGUGAUAUUACUGCUCUGUAAAACCGAGUGGUCAUGAGAAUUACGGACAUGAUUACACAAGAUGAAUUUGCUUGAUAUUUUAUCAACUUCUCCCCACUACUUCAGUAGGAAAUGAAUGGGGGCAACAAAUGAGAAUUCAAAUUUUGAUCUUAGGGUUGAAAGGGUUGAAAGAUAAUUGUUUUCUGAGGGACAUCAAGUUUGGAGACAAGAUGUCACACUCUCAAAAAGCACACUGUUAACUGAAUAUUACACAUCUUCGAGCAUUUUCGAUAUUAUGCUUUUAUUUCCUUGUCUUUUUAGGCUAUUCUGUGGCUAGUGGAUCUUUCACUGACCCUAACGGGAGGCGAAUAGGUUUGCUGUAAUUGUGAUUUGUGUACUUUGUGGAUUUUUUUCGGCGCUUUUUACACUUGUUAAGCCUAGCUUAAAUUAACGUCAACGAUUUUUCCUUCACAGACAUGCUUUUCCUGUUGUUCUCGGAGAAUAGGUUUUAAUGAAGCUUUUCCAGUUAUAACCAUGUUUUGCAGCUCCCUGACAGAUAUGCCUUAGCCAAUUUUCGCCUCAAAGGCAUGAAAAAAAAAUUAGUAAUGUUAGUUCACUUUGUGUACCCAAGAGUAAAAGUAAAAUUUUGAAGUCUUACUUUUCUUCUCUUAUUCUUUUCAGAAUAUGUUGGCGGCGCCCCCAGGGCUGAUAAAGUGAAGGGGAAGGUAAAAAUCUAAAGAAUUUAAUUAUACUCGCUUAUUGCUGGUUUUCAGUGUCACGCCAUUCAAAAUAGAUCAAAAUAAAAAUCAAAACCGUUCAAUAGAUUAAGUCCAGAAUCUGGGAAAUGAAAGGAGGUGAAAGACCCUGGCCAAGAUUCAGGUCAGAGGAAUAUUUCGUAUACGAGAUAUCCGAAGAAAUAUUUUACCCAAAUUUUUAGAGAUUUGUAUAGAGACGCCGUGCUGGUGCCCAUCCGGAUGAGCACCAACUUGGCGGACGGAAACCAGCAGAAACGUCUGUUACCGAGUUUUGCUACAAAAGCGUGAAUUUAUUCUUCGAAGAACUCAUAAACAUUAAAGUAAUACUUUUUCUAAUACAUAAACUGUUUAGAUAGCAAAAUUCCUUGAAAUAAGUCAUUUUUUUAAUCUACAUGACAACUCUCUCGGCCGUCAUGUAAAUGCCGCGUCACGCAAAAGCUAAGCAAUUCAAGUGUCCUCUAUCACAAAACAAAGAACCCUUUUGAAGGGAAAAUUUGUAUGAAAAUUAGUUUUCAGCUGCUCUAAUACAUCGUGAAUGUAAAAUCUCGGUAGCAUCGAUAGUUCUGUAGUUUGAAUUUUAUUGACGUCAAGUGAAAAGCAACAAUUCCCUGUUCUGAAAUCGUGCCGUGGCGAAGCCACCACGUGCCGCUUGUCUGCACCUCACUGAAUCCUUUUUCUUCUAGUCCACGUUGGGCAACAACAACGUUAGAAGAUCAGAGCUCACAACUCUCCCACACCAAUUCUCCAGUGCAAUUGUGUUACACUAAGUUAUCAUUUCUAUUUUGAUCUUCAGGUCAUCAUUUAUGCCUAUGAUAGAAACGUGAGAGCCUUGUCAGUGAAAAUGGUAUUGCCUCAGCCUGCGGGAUUACCGGUACGUGAUCUAAAUGUGGUUUUAUUGUGUGAUAGUACAGUAAAAAUUCACGUAUAUGAGCAUCAGUAGACAAAACAGUGAGAGACUCGGGGGGGGGUCCAAGUGGGAAAUUGUCUUCUCUACGGGGGGGGUCAGGAGUGUUUGUGCACAGGAAGUGUUGUUCUGCAUCGUCUCUCCCCCACAUAAAUUAUGACCGGGGGGUGGCGCCGAAAAAAUAUCUGUGAGCCCUACGGGAAUCCGUGGAGGCUCCAUUCCACCGCUAGGCUCGCUUCGCUCGUCGAUGUUUGUUUGCUGUUCAUCCCGUUUUGCGCCUUCCCCCUUCUCCCCCCCCCCCCCUGGUCCUAACCUAUGCAAGUCGUUGACCAUGAGUAAUAUCUCUGUUUCUUUCUUUCUUUCUUUAUUUUUUUUACAGAUAGGAACCUACUAUGGCAGUGCCGUUCUUGCUGUGGAUCUUAACAAAGAUGGGUAAGUCAUUUUCGGCUCGUCCAGCAAUCGCCUUAGUUUAUAUUAAGCUGCCCCUAAGUGUCUUGAUCUCUUUUGUCACAGUUGCUCCAACGAUGGGUAAACAAAAGCUAUCGACCAGUCAAUUCUGCAAUGAGGCUAACUAAUGUUAACUGAAUUUACGAUUGAAGAGUUCACGUGUGAAAAUUUUUCUAAUUUUCCGAUUGCUGUUCCAUUCGCUCUUUUUUCAAUAUUUCUGGAAAUUGUUAGUCGAAUGGAAUGUAAACUAGAGUAGUUGCACCGUUGCACGGAAUAACCUGCUAACUGAAGUGUACUACGAUAUGAAGGUAAAUUUCAAAAAUGCCUCGUUCUGAUAGUUCUGCCCAAGAGGUUUUUAAGUCAAAUCUUUAUUAAGAAGCCACCCCUCCAUUUUGCGGUCGCGGACACCUCUUCCAAGACCCCAACGAGUUUAAGACGGAAUCUUCAUGAAAUUGAGUAAUUUUAGUUUUCAGUGGACUAAAAUCUUGUACCAGAAUAAUUUAAAACAUAUUGCAUUCUUUUUUACAUUUUUCAAGACCUGAAGAUGUAAUAAAUCAUCUGUAAUAACACCAAAGAAAAUUUCCCAUGGGAGCCUGAGAAAAUGAAUUUCAAUUUUCACAAAAUUACAUCUCUCAUAUGAAAUUUACAGAGAUUUACCCGUGUUUUCACAAUGUUUGGGAAAUUUGACUUUCAUUUCUCGGACUCCCAGGAGAAAUUUUCUUUGGUGUCAUUACAGAUGACUGAUUACAUCUUUAGGCCCUAAAAAAUGUAAAAAAGAAUGCAAUAUUCUUUAAAUUAUUCUGGUACAAGGUUUUUGUCCACUGAGAAUUAAAAUUACUCAAUUUUCUAGUGGAUUGCGUCUUAAUUUUUAUUGUCUUCACCUCUUUUAAACGUUUACUUUGUCAAGAUGUACCAGUAGAUCAGUACACUUUUGAUGGCGUUUAGCAGUGGUCUUUGACUUCCUUUCUUUUGGCACCAGAAGAAGUGGAAACAUCAUUUAAUCCAUCAAUCUGGAUACCGUAUUUAUUCGAAUAAGCGCCCAACCUCGAAUUAGCGCCCACCUCGAAUAAGCGCCCAUGCUAAAGGCAGAAAACGUUAAUAAGCGCCCAGCCUCGAAUGAGCGCCCACCCCACCCCACUCCCUCCCACAAAAUCUCCAAUAAGAGAUAAUAAGAGACUUGCCCGAAGACGGAGUUUUCUUCAGAGUAUUUUACAGAAACCUUGCUUUGUUACAUCUUCGCUUUUUCUUAGUACCAUUUACUGUUUUGUUGCAAAAUAUGCUACUACACUUGCUGAGAAUGGUGAAAAUCUAAUAAGCGCCAAGCCUCGAAUAAGCGCCCACCUCGAAUAAGCGCCCACUCUCAAGGUCCAAACAUUUAAUAAGCGCCCAGGGCGGUUAAUCGAAUAAAUACGAUAUUUCACUUUCUCAUCAUCCUGAUUUUUUUUAAUGUGUUAAAGGAGCUGUGUCACGAAAUUCAGACAAAUUAAGUAAUUACAAAAUGCCCGUUAAAUUAAGACAAACAUAAAAAUAACCGCUAAAAACAUUAAAGGAAGUUUAAAAUAGCACAACAGAAACAGCAGAUUCCACGGAUGGGCGAAACUUAAGAAGAUUGAAAUGGAUUGAAAUUAGGGUUUUUGAAAACUGUUCAGCCUAACAGUUUUUCAAAGUUGAUCCCUGCUGCUUGCAACUUAAUGCUCAGGAGACAUAUUUGUUUGUCUUGGAUCUCUGAUUCUGUCAUUUACAUGUGAUUUCUUCGCUUACUUCAAAUUCCAUAGCGAUUGAGGGCGAGUAAUUGGAAAAAUUAAACAAAAUGAACUGGACUGCCGCGACACAGCCUCUUUAAUCAAACCAGUGUUCAACGGUCAAUGUGUAUUAAUCGCUCGGUUGGCCACUCCCAAAAGUUCCCAAACACCGGUUUGACUGAUUUGAAUGCCCACGUUACUUUAUUUCUUCCUGGCCGUAAACAAUCAAAACAAAAAUUUCUGCAAACGUUGGUUUGUCUUCAGGCAUAUGGACAUUCUAGUGGGCGCUCCGUACUACACUACUGUAAAAGACGAGGGACGAGUCUUCAUCUACUUGAACAACGGACAGGUUUGUUAUUUUUUUUCAAGGGACUGACGGUAUGAAAAUCCUUAAGCCUUCAACCCCCAAUAAGCAGAUAUAAAUUCCCCAAACUGAUCUCCCCCAUAUAUUUCCUUAACCCUUUCACUGCCAGAGUGUGUGUGAGAGUUUUGUAAGGUGACUCGAACUUUUGAGUCUGUGGACGAAAUCCUGUGAUGUGACCAUUCAAGUGAAAGCUCUCUGCCUGAACUCACACAUGGUGCUAUUCGUUGUCCAACAUUUUACAAAAUGAAAUUUGGAAAUCUGGUCGAAAUUUUCCUUUGGCUAGAUUUGGCAGUGAAAGGGUUAAAGAACUAGUUGAGAAAAUUUGGUAAAUGAUCCAUGCUUUUGCCUGAGGAGAUCAUUUUAUUGAUUCUCAUCAUCUUUGCUCUUUUUUAGGCUACAUCCAUUGGAGGUCGUUUAACCCUUUAAGUAGUAUUUGUUUAGUCAAAUUUUUCAAGUGACUGAAGCCUUGCGAACAGAUGUUUAGCGAAGGAUAUAAAGGGAAUCAUUUGCUUUGAUUGGUUACCUGAGUGGGUAUUAUCCAUUAACCAGGCGUGACUCGUUUUUAUGCAAAUGCGGAAUAAGAAUUCGGUCAUCAUGCAGCCAUUUUGACCUCGUUCUUCGUCAACAACGUUUAUUUCUUCCAUGGAGUCUUAGUGCCUGUUUACCUGGAGGUGGGGGACCCCAGAUAGGUGAGGUAACAUGUGUUGGGUUACCCUACCUAACGUGUAAACGUGAUCAAAUUAAAAUGAGAGAUUAUAUGGACAGGCGGGUUACCCCACCUUAGCGGGUUACCUUACCUACUUGUGGUCCCUUACCUCUAUGUAAAGAGGCCCCUAAUCUAUCAGUACAUGAAAUUUUAGUUGUUCUUUUUUUUCCUGGCCGCAGGGUGUACUCGAUUUACAAGACAGCUUUCUAGAGGGGGACAGAAAAGUCAGUGCGCUUUUCGGCCACUUUAUUGCUGCUGUUGGAGACCUGAACAUCGAUGGAUACCAAGGUAAUUGUGGAAACAUUCAAACGCACCGCUCAUAGGGGAAUCCAGGAUUUUUCUAGGGAGGUGUUGCACCACUAACGAAUGGCGAAACUGACUGGUCACAUAAACAAAUUUUAAUACAGAAUACCAGUUGUAUCAGAAAGCCGCAGCUCAUCUCAUGGGGGGAGGGGGUGCGCACCCCGCUGCACCCUCGCCCUAAAUCCGCCCCUUGCUCUUCACCCUGCACCCAGCUUGCAAAAGCUUUCUUGUUUUCGCACUCGGAAGAACGAAGCAGCGCGAGACUUGCGCGACGAGGGAAGGCGCCUUCCCUGGUUACUGAUCUGAUUUGUCCGUUAAGGGGUGAUUACAGUUAAACGCCUUGUUUGUAUUUUACGUGAGCGCUUUUUCUUGAAAAUCUCGUCAAAAUAAAUCACAUCCUGAAAUUCUUAGUCUCCCACGCAGGCGUUUUUAGGGGAGCUCGUCUUUCAUACCUCCCCACAAACGCCUGCUCAACCGAAGACAACAUUCCUUUGCCAAGCUUAGCCAAUCACACUGUAGUUUCCAAAUUCUGGAAAGUUGACCUUGACCGCAGGGUAAUCUGAUAAUUACUCGAUCUGCAUGAAACACUGGGAAAGCUUUCUGGCCUCUAACAAUAAUUAUGUUAGAUUCAGAGUGGCAAAAGUAAGAUUUAGUCAAAUUUGAGAAUACUCUAUGCAUUGCAGAAGCUUGGCGAAAGAAGGAAAAGGCCCGGGGGGGUACUUUAGGAAUUUCUGGGUGAGGAUGUGCCGCUGGGACCCUGGAACCCUUGACCUAUACCAGAGCUAGUUCAGCUAAAUUUUGCUACCUUAUACUAGCGUAAACUCCCCAAAUCCCCCCUAUCCUAGAGUAGCUGUUUCCCUAGUCGAGGUAAAAUCUUCAACCAACUGAUCAGUUCCCUGAAAAAUGAUACCCUAUUCUAGACCCAAACGCUCUGAUUUAUAUACCCUAUCCUAGAGUAAACUGCUUGAAAACCAUACCCUUCACAGCGGCACAUACCUAUAUAGCCCAUAUAUGGCAGUACCCCCCCCCCCCCGGGGGGAAAGGUAACCCUAGGGUCACGUUUUAGUCGUGUUUUGCCUAUCAACAGUUCAUUUCACAACUGUUGAUUGGUCGCUUACCACGCAAAUAAAACAAUGGGAAAGAAAUUUUGUUUGUGGGGAGGGAUGAAAAAUGAGCUCCCAUAAAAACGCCUGCGUGGGAAGCUACGAAACUCUUGGAACGACGAGUUUUUGAGAAUUUUUUUGGUGAUUAUUAGAAUGUUUGUAAUCAAUAAAAUUUUGAAGGGCGAAUGUUAAAAGUUAUGGAAAAUUAAGAAAACAUUGGAUUGAAAAUUAAAAUUGGAAGUGAAUAAUUAAUAGACAAAAGACCAGACAGUCCGCCACCACAACGAGGUGGUCGUGACCCGGGGGGGACUCCGUAUAUGAAAGGGGUGGGGAUGCUAGUCGUCUCGCUUAGGGGUGUAAAUUUCGGAUUUUGGUCUCGCUUAGGGUGUUUUGGGCAAAACACUCUUAUAUUUAGCCGUAAAGGUCUCUUUUAGGAUUGCACUCGAAGAAAUAUUAAAAAAUUAUAUUUUUUCAAUUCGUUUUAGUUACUCGAUUCAUGUAAUCAAAGUGUAAAGUGAUCGCUUUUAGGGGUCAAAAAGGUUGAGCCACGCCCAAAUUGGUCUCCUUUAGGGGUUCAAUUCAAAAUUUCCGACGAGCAUCCCCACCCCUUUCAUAUGCAGAGCCCCCCCCUCCCCCCCCGGGGGCCGUGACUGGUUUACGUGUAUACCCUCUUCUAUCCUUCUUUCUUACAUUCUCAAUUCAACCCCAGUUCCCCUUAAAUUCAACUGUAAUCCCCCUUAACUCGCGCUGUUAUUAAUCGUGCAAUAACCAGGGACACCCAACGUCAAUUUUUGGAAAAUAUCUGUUCGGAAGACGAUAUUAGAUCUAGAAUUUUCGGAACAUUUUUUGUAAAAUUUCUUGCUUGCCUGCCUCUCCUAAAAAAUGGUAUAAUUGCCCCUUUUUAACUGAUUUUUAUCCUAAAAAGGUCACCUAGAAUUUUCGGGAGCCCUUUUUCUGGCUGAAAUUUUCGAAAAGGUAAGUUUUGAUCCCUAUAAUUUUCGGAUCACAAGACUUGCAGCUAGGAAAUCCGAACAGAUGAAAAACUUUUAGGGAACAAAAAUAUGCCUAUAUCUACCGUUUGAAUACUAAAAUACGUUUAACAAUGCUAUAUUUAAGUGGUUUUGAACUAUAUUCUCGUUGGGUGCCACUGAAUAACAACAGGAGUUAAUUGACCAACCAUGGCAUGACUCUUUCGUUGAAACCAUCCACUGUGCAUCGCUCCUCAGUCAUUUUCCUUGGCUCAAUCAAGAUCAAUCAAUAACCGGGUGGACACUCUGAAUCUUUACCAACAGAUGUUGCUAUCGGGGCUCCACAAGAAGAAGGCUGUGGUGCUGUUUACAUUUACCAUGGCAGCGCUAAGGGGAUAGAGUUGAAGUACAGACAGGUAUAUGGGCUUUUUACACCUCUUUACCGAUGCGGCGGCCAUAUUGAAUUAAUUGGAUUUAAGGAGUAUUAUAGGAUGCCCAGGGGGCAGGAGCGCAUUUCGUUUGUAUUUACGAUUGUUUUUCGGGGCAUUUUUUCUCAAAGUUUUGUUAGAAUAAGAUUGUAAUGGGAAAAAAGAUCGUUGUGCCGUUUUUGGAUGUAAUCAUGAUCGCCUUUUUCCCGAGAAAUGUACAGUGAAAGACCAUAUUUCUAAUACUAAGCUAGAAAAAGGCGAUGAUUAUUACAUCCAAACACGGCACAAUUAUCUUUUUUCCCAUUAGAAUCUUAUUCUAAGAAAAUUUAAGAAAAAAUGUCCUGAAAGGCGCUCGUACAAACAAACAAAAUGUGCUCAUGCCCCCUGGGCAUCCUAUAAUACUCCUUCAAUCAAAUUAAUUCAAUAUGGCCGCCGUAUCGGUAAAGAGGUUUAUUGACCACUCCAGAAAAUACCAUAGCAUACCACAAUGCUCUUCGUUUGUCACCCCAAAAGUUUGCAUAAGCAUUGUUUUCAGUUUCUCUUGGUGCCAUUUUAACUCCCAAGAGAAACUGAAGACAACGCUUAUGCAAACGUUUGGGGUGACAAACAAAGAGUAUUAUGGUAUGUUAUGGUAUUUUGUGGAGCUUUCAAUGUUAGUUCAUUAUUCAUUUUUAGUCUAUUUUACUUGCUGUGAAGCGCAUUUGAUCAUGCACCAUGGAAAGUUGCGCUGUAUAAGUUUUAAGUGUAAUAGAUCUCUUUUGCUUGUAUGUUUUGUUUACGCAAUAAAGGUCACAGGGGGACUUGACCCUUUGUCUUUUCAUAAAUUAUGUGUACAUAUGCAUGUGAGUAAAACGAAAUUUGAAAGAAGCAGUUCUCUAGAGUUUUAUCACAUGACCCGUAUUGGGAAAACAAAACAUACAAGCUAAAGAGGUCUAUUGUAGUGUCUCUUUGUAGUAAUCCACUUUUUCAAUUAAUCAACAUCUUUAACCGAUUACCAUCGAUUCUCGAACACAAAAACCUUUUUUGGGGUGCCAAAAACACUGGUUUUUGCGUCCAAAAGAAAUGAGUGUUCGUAAUCAACUCUAAAGGACGCUCACUGAUCUGGCUGGAUUAGUCGUGAUUAAAAGAGGAAUUCUUUUUACAAUUUGACCGGUCUGGCAAAUGGAAAACACCCUAAAGAUCUACAAUUACUUAAAAUAGUGCGAGAUCAGUUUAACUUUGUGAAAGACAAGGAGUAACAGUCUUAUCAGUAGCAUUCUCAAGCUUUUUUUUUUGGCUUGUUGGCGAACGUUUAGCGUUUUGUAGCAUUUUGUAGCAAAUAACAUCGAUUUUUCAAGGUAAAAUACAUUUUUUCCAUCCUUUUCCCAGAAAGGGCCCCUCCACAUUACUUGUUCAAGCUAUCUCCGAUCCCUUGGCACAAAAACGGGCGAAGCAGUUUGAGUGUUCAUUGGCCUUUCGACUGAAGACUUCUAACAUUGUAUUUGGCGUCUCUUUUAGAAAAUUUUAGGGUCAGACGUAGAUCCAGGACUGAAGAUGUUUGGCAUUUCAAUAUCGGGAGGGCUAGAUGUGGACGGAAAUUAUUACAAUGGUAAGUCAACCUUUUUAAUCGAUUAAAAGUUCAGCGUGUCCGAUUCGGUGUUUAUUUGGAAAUCACAUUUCUUAACCCUUUAAGUCCCAAUAGUGACUGACAGCAAUUUUCUCCUAACGGCAUCCAUACAAUGUCAAGAGAUUAGGUUAUGAGAAUUAAUUAAAUAAUCACCUAAGAGAAAAUACUUUGAUCUUUUAUCAAAUCUAGCUACCGGUUUGCCCUUUAAGUAAUUUUCAAAGGGUCCACACACAUGAAGGAUAGGACAGGAUUAUAUUGUACUGUAUAUUCAACAUCUUCAUUGUCACCCUUGUCAGAUAUUGCUGUUGGAGCUUAUGCCUCGGAAAAAGCUGUUAUUCUAAGGUGCGUAUUUUUUUUAUUCCUUUCGAAAAAAUAGACUUCCGUCCCUUUACAAAGUGAGGUUGUGGAACUGAUUAAUGAGUGAAAGAUUGAAAGUAAUGGGAUGAAUGAGGUAAAUGGAAUAGACUGAGAAAAUGAAUGGAAUGGAACAAGUGAGGAAAUGGGAAGGAAUAUUCUGAUGGUGAAUGGACAAACGUAAAAAGAAGCAAUCUCCAUUUUUUAAUUUUUAUUUUCAUUCAGGUCCCGAAACAUUGUAAAGGUUGAAGCUUCUAUUACACUAAGUGAGAAACAAAUCUCUUUGGAAAGCAAUGACAGUAUGUGCGACUUAGGAGGUGCAAAAUACAAGUGGUAAGGUUUUGAGCAUUGGAUGAAAUUGGUCACAUGAUAUUAUUUGUAGGCUGUUUAAGGGUCUGUGUCACUACCGUCUAGUUCAUUUUGUUGCCCUUUUUCGCUAUGGAACUUAACGUAACGAAACGUAACGUAACUUAACGUAACGAAAUCACUUCAUGUCAAAAGAAAUUUGUCAUCCAAUCUUUACGUCUAACGUUAGAUGAAAAAGUAGAUGCAAUUCUUAAGUGUGAACAUUCAAGUGAAAGCUACUGAGCAGUAUUUUCUUAUGGUACUGUUUAUAAUGCUGUACAAGGUAAUUAUAACUUUUGAGUUUAAGUGUGACCGUCCGCAUGAAACAUUUUCAGCAGUAUUUUCAUGUAGUUCUGUUUAGUAUGCUGUACUAGGUGGAUCUAAACUUUUCAGUCCGUAGAAGAAAUUCGGUGAUGCAACCAUUUAACUGGAAAAACAAUUAUUUUACAGAAAAAGCAGGUGGAAUCAUUUUUAAUAAAUUUUCACUUUGUCCACUAAUAGCGGAGCUCUGGCGCGCGAAGCGCGGCUGCGGAGCACCAUGGGUAAGUAAAUCUACCCAUCCCAGAAAAUUUGGUAAUCACGUGACCGUACACCGCCCUCAGCCCGCCCGUCCGUCCGCACCACAGGGAAACCAGUGUUUAAUCCUCACACUUUCUAGCCAGUUUGGGAGCACAGGAAGACUCAUAUUGCACACAUAUAUUGCACAUCAGUGCUGUGAUCAAUUGACAGCUGUCAAAACAGAGUAUCCGCUGACCAGUAUCACCUGACCGUAUCGUGGGCUCAGGUGUCGACCCAUGGAGGUCGAAUAUCUUUUUGAAGUUAUCCGCUGACAAGUUACUAGUUUUCAAAUGAUCGCAGGCUCAAGUUUAUUUUUUUUUAAUUCAUAUGAAAUAUGUUGUGUUUUGUACGUGCCGCACAAUUAAAAUGUUGAUUUCAAACUGACCUCGGAAGCUAAAAUUCAGCCAGUUUUUACAGGCAGGGAAGACAUGCCAGUUGCUUUUGACUUUUCUCACCAAGGUCACGCGUUGGUCACGCUCUACGUCCAAUUGUUAUGCUCUGAUUGGUCCAAAUUUGACAGGUGAGUUCAUGCGGAAAAUUUAUGCAGCAUCUUGAAACUUGUUUACUUUGCUGAAGUUGACAGAGUUUUCUGUCAACUUGUGAUGUUUUUAACUGUCUUUUUCCACUGAAUGUACAAAAUGAAAUUCAGCUGCUAUCAAGAGUCUUCUGUUAAUCAUGGCUAGUUUGUUUACUGGGGUUUUGGUUGAAAAAUACGUCGCUUGUCAAAGUCGGAAAUCCGAUUUCGGAUGGCAUCGUUUUCGUUUCACCUUGCUUGAUGCGUAAGAGGGUUGAAAAGUCUGAAGCGAUUCUGGCUUUACUUGAUAGUUUUCAGUGCAUCUCGAAUGGUAAGCCUGAGAAAUUAUUGUAUUUGACGUUUGUUUUUUAAAUCUAAUUUAAUGAAGUCGAGCGUAGUUUAUGCGGCUAUUUAGUUUAUGCACGUUUUUAAUUGUAAGAUUUGAGACAAUGAUCUGACCGAGUAUUAGGUUUGAUUAUAAGCUUAUAGAACUUUAAAAAGCCUUUAGACAUUUCCUCACCGCAAAUAGAAAGAAAACGUUCCAAAGAAUAUUUAGUUAUAAUUGUGGCUGUAAAAGAAAGCUUUGAGCGAUUUUCUUGCCUCGAGUUCAUCUUUGAAAAAGCAAACACCGGGCAGCCGGCUUACCGAAUGAAAAACAUAAACAAGGAUUUUCAGAGACACUUUAAUACUUGUCUUCGUGAAUGAAAAUUGUUGUCUCUGUAUAUGUUUCACCGAAUUAUUUUCCUUUUAUUGAUCGUUAGUAGUCUCUUUUGCAAUUUUUAUCGCUGUGCCGUUUGUUUUCCGUCGCUCAUGAACAUCGCUUGCAUGCUGGAGUACUCAAAAUGCCGCACGUAUCAAACGCUUUUGACGAUUACACAUCGUUAUAAAACCAUUAAAUAAAAAAUAAACAUAAUAAAUUCUUUAUUAUGUUGAAGCGUAUAACUCUUAAACAGUCGACUUUGGCACUUGUCAAAAGUGAGAACCGGCUAGCCGUAUAGGUGAUUUUGGUAAUUUUUUUAACGGUUUCGCUAAAACCCACACGUGCUUCGAUCGUCCUGAAUAUUGAGUGAGUGCAAUUUGUAUUGCAAACUUGUGAAAUAAUGCAUUCUGUUCGAGGUCUGUAUGAUAAAAACAGCGCCUCUUGUUACUGUUUCACCUCAGAUGUGAUGUAUAAAAAGUAUAAAAGGUUGGGUUACACGUCCCCAGACUUGUUGGCAAGAUUUUGUAAAGUAAACUGGUCGAACGAAUUCGGCCUGAUUUGUUUUCCAAGAAUUUGUUUUCCAGGCCUAAUCUACUGUGAUCAAGAGCCCGCGCUCUUAAAUGUGAUCGAAGAUGAUUGCUAUUUUUUGGGUGUACAUAUAAGGCUAUCAACUCGAUGUAAGAUUAAGUUCACUCUUAGCUUGGACUGUUUGCAAAUUACUUUUCUCUAAAAUCACUUAACCUUUCCCUCAAAAGUCACAUGAAUGUGCUCUAAAGUUAACUGAAUUGUGGAAAAUAAGUUUAUUGUUUGAUUUAAAUUAUAAAUUCCAGUUAAUAUAUAGGAGCUUCGCUUUUAGCCCUGGCUAAAUCUAUAUAUUAUAUAGAUUAAGCCAAGGCCAAAAGCGAAGCUCUCGAGGGAUCUUUUAAGAAAUGUCUUUCUAAACUUUGCCGUAAGCAGAAAGUUAAGUGAAUUCCGCUUUAGAAAAUGGACCUGAGCCCGCAAUCGAUUGAAAACCAUGUGACUUUGGUCAGCGGAUACCUUUUUGACAGCUGUCAUUUGACAUUAUCAUGGAUGUCCAAUACCAAGUUAAACACAGAGGAUAUAUGCCUUGGACUCCUAGCUAGUAAGUGUGCCAUUUCACAUCCGCCAACAUGAAGGUGUGAACGUACGGAAGAUUUUGUCCGAACCAAAAUUUCAUGGAUGCAUGGUUACCCAUGGUGCCCCGCUGUGCGGGCUUCGCGCGCGAAAGAGCUUCGCUAUUAGGUUUUUUUUUUAAAUAUUUCUUUUUGUCUGCAGCGUCAACAUUACCAUUGGAUUCGAGUUCGAUGAUGUGGUGGAUUUAACCAAUACUGCAAGUGAGUUCGAUUUUGUUUACUUGCAAAUUAACUUGAGUAGGCUGAUCUGAAACAAGUUAGGUCAGAGUCUUGGAAACAAUUUGCAGGAACAAUCUUUUCCUGGCUUCACUUACAAAAUCUGCUCGAUGUCGAAAAUGAUCCUCGUAAGUGGUAUAAGGAAUAGUUGGCCUGUGCCGCCACUUCUGAACCGCUUUCAUUAAAACGACCGUUAUUACUAAACUAUAAUAAAAGACGGAUCGAAACGCACCAUCCAGAUUUAAGUGUUCAUAGCCAGUCACAACGCAGGCAACACAGGCGACCAAACUCGUCCACACUAACGCGUUUUCAUUUGAAAACGCGUACAUUUUGAUCCGUUUAGCCCUUCCGUCCACACUAAUACACUCAGCGCUUUCAUCGAAAACGCGUCGACUUGAAAACGCUCUUGAAAGUGGAUCAAAACGAAAACGCACACCCUUAUCGUAUUGGUGUAGACAGUCGAAAACGCAUCAAAACGGUAGUGUGGACGCGAAUCGAUCGAUGCGUUUUCGAUGACAGCGAAAACGCGUUGUUUUGAAAACGCACUAGCGUGGACAGGGCCUUAAUUGACUAAUGAUGUCAAUAACCACGAUUCAAUUCCAUCAGCUGACAAGAUACAACACACUUUGACCCAGAAGAUGACUGGCACAUAGGUUGUCAAAAAUUCAUUCACACAGGGUCCUAUUCAGGAAUACACUCGCUUGGACGAUCAUAUAAAGAGGAGAAGUGUGACGUCAUGUUACCAUGGUAGCAACAUUUCUUGAUCACAACAGAGGGGAGCCUAAGCAACAACGACGGAGACGGCAACGAGAACGGCAAAAAAGCAAUCGGUUUAUAUCAGCAAAACAACAACUUUGCACGUGCAUCACGCUUUUUUGUACAUUUCUUAACCGUCGUUGCAAGUCUGCGACUUGAAACUUCCUAAUUUCACGCGCCUGCAUAUUGGGUUGGUGAACACAGCACGAGAAUUUUCUUUGCCUUUUUCUAAACUCGGAUACGGUCCUUUCGGAUUCAAGCCCAGACAAUUUCGCCAAGAUUUUACAAACUAAAUGAAAUUGAAUAAGAUCGAUGAAGUUUGAAACGGUGGGAAUUCACCUUUUAAGUGACGUUUUCGCUUUGUUGUUAUCCAGAAAUUUGGCUACCAUGGCAACGUGAUGUAACAACUUCUCUCUAUUCCACCAACUUUUGACAUGACUCGUGGCGUCAAACCAUUAACUUAAGUAGAAGAACGUUCGUUACAAGACUGACUGUAGCCAAUCAUGCUAAUAAUUAAGAUACUGUAAACUGCCGCCCAUUAACUGUGGGCUUAUACAACUUCGUAAGGGUUUUUAGGGGGGUUUAUAAACGGAGAGGCUUAUAUCCAGGGGGUUAUAACCGGAAUAGAAGUAGCGCGUCAAACGAAAUUAAGAGGUUUUGCAUUAAAAUAAACCUUCAAUAAACCUUCAAAACGACAGUUAAUCGAAUUCAGUUCAAUAUGAACAAAAGUCUUGGGACAUUGGGCAUUUUCCAAUUCACACAGGCCCAACCCCUCCCCUCUCCCCACAAACAAUGUUGGACGCGUGUAUCCAGAAUUUUUUCCGAGUUUCAGUAUUGUAUACGGUGGGGGGAGGGAGAACUGUAAGAAAAUUUUGAAAAGGGUGCACUGUUUUAUGAGGGAACCAAGAAUGACAAAAUAUGAAUAUUACCAAGAGCCAUAAUGGCUCUUGAUGUUACAUCACUGUCCCAAGGACUUUUGUCCACGAUUGUAGAUGGGGGCUUCUAUCCAAUGGAGUGUUAAAGGCGGCAGUUUACGGUACAGUCACACCCCGCUCUAUGGAUACGCGCAUAAUACGGCAGGGUUGUCGUUAAGAUUUCGAGUUGCCGGGUAAAUACAACAAGUAGGCGGGGAAUCAAACACCGAGGGGUGUCUUUUGGUUCUAAUUCUCUUCUAUUUUCCAGUAAAAGUAGCCGGGGGUCACACUCAUAGUGGCCAGGGGAAAUCCCCGGCCCCCGGCUCUUAUUGACAGCCCAGAUUACUACGGACACCACAUUAUUACGGACAGUUUGCUUUAUCCCUGGGGAAAGAAAGCCCUUACAUUUUCUCUAAAUUUAACCAACUUAGUGUCCUUAUUAGCGGGGUUUGAAUUAUGGAUGGUUCUCUGUUAAUGUUGCCCUCUGAAGUAUCCAUGACGUAGAGAUAGUAAUACGCAUUUCCUAAAAACUCUUUAUUCUUUGUCCUUUCUACUCCUUACUUGUCCUUUUCGUUCCAUGUUUGUGCUUACUUGUACUUGUUUGUGAUUUGAGUGGAGUUCCUCUGAACUGCCCAAUCGAGCUAAGUGCUUUGAUUUUCACGGAAAGCAAAGCAUUAACAUUUAUAUUUUGUCGCAUUUUAGAUCUUCCUAUUCAGUACAAGGUAGAUCUGGACAAAGAAAAAGGGGAAAGUGUACUACGGCGACUGUUUUUCUGGGAUGAGGCGAAGCAGGAGAGAAUGACCGUUUUGGAAAAUAACUACACAAUUCCUGCACGACGGACUUCGUUUACCUUGCAACCUCAAACAGUCUAUAUAUUGGUAUUGUAUUUUUGUCUGUGUGGUAAUUUAAACCUAGCUUGCGAUGUAGGCGAAUAGAGAUGGAUUGUGUUUUGAAUCCUUUCACUCCCCGAGCUAAAGCAACGACGACGGCGACGAGAAAGGCAGAAAAAGCAAUAGGUUUAGAUUGGCAAAAAAAAACAACAACAACUUUGCACGUGCAUCACGCUUUUUUGUACAUUUCUUUGCCGUCGCUGCACGACUACGACGUGAAAGUGCCUAAUUUCACGUUUUGUCGAGAACGUGAACAAAAGACGACUUUCUUUUUAUUUUCCUGAAAUUUGAUCCAGUCUUUUAGAAUUCAACUCCAGAAAAAUUGGACGAGUUGGAAUAAGCACGAUAACGUUCGAGGCAGCGCGAAUUCACUUUUUUAGUGACGCUUUCAUAGCCGUCGCCGUUGUUAAUUAGCGAGCUUAAGCAACAACGACGGCGACGGCUACAAAAACGUCACUUGAAAAGUGAAGUCGCGCUGCUUCAAACUUUAUCGCGCUUAUUCUAUCUCAUUCAAUUCGUCAAAUGUUGGCAAUUUUUUCUGGAGAUGAAUUGUAAAAGACUGUAUCGAUGUUCAGAAAGUUCAUAGCUAUCUUAGACUGGUUGUUGAUCAAUCCUUUCAUGCAGGGAAGUCUGAAAGUUUAGGGUUAGGGUUGUUUUGCCAAUCUAAACCUCCUAUUGCUUUCAGUUUAUGCCGUUGUCGUUGAAGUCGCCGUCCUCGUUGCUCCCUAAUCCCACGACAGCGACGGCAACGAGAACGUCACAAGAGCAGUACCGUAAAUCCUCUAUUAAGCCCCCCGGGUGCAUAUUUAUUUCAAACCAAUUCGGGCGGGGGGGGCUUAAUAGAGACGGGGAACUUAUUUGAGCGGGGGGCUUAUUUAAUUUAGAACAGAUGAUGGUUUCGGUUCCCUCCAUAAAGAACUAGAAUUCAAAGUGGAAAAGUUCAAGUACCAGAAGUUAGCGGUCUUGCAGCCGAGGAUCAAAAACAAAUCUGUACUUCCAGUUAGUGAAUAAACCAUCCGGAUCAGUCCACACGAAGUUUUACAGUCGUAGCUGAUUGAUACAGUCUAUCAUUUAUUAGUAAAGAAUAAUUAGAGAAGGGGAGGGGAGGGGGCUUGGGGUGCUUAUUAACUUUCCUUCCCUGAAAAGUGGGGAGGGGGGCUUAUUCGCCUCUGGGCUGGCGAAUAGAGGAUUUACGGUAGGUUUACUAUGCCAAACAACUACUUUUAUGUACACUUCUUUGCCGUCAGUGCACGACUACGAUUUGAAAAUGACUAAUAUAACGUUUUAUGGAGGACUUAAACAAGCCACGACGAAAUAUUCCCUCUCUUUCUGAACCUGGAUUUGGUCUUUGGGAAUUUUUCUCCCAAAAGAGUUCAUCCACUUUUGAAAAAGUACGUGAGUUGAAAGAAUCGCGAUGGAGAUUGAAAGAACGCGAUUUUAAGUGAAGUCGUCGCCGCCGUCGCUGCCCUAAUGAUGAAGUCUUAGGAGGUGCUUCUAAGUUUUGAGUCUGUGGACGAAAUCCUUUGGUCUUACCAUUCUUUUCAGCAGUUUUGUCACCUGGUGCUAUUUGUUUUUACAGCGUUUCAGAACACGAAAUUUGCCAAUUUUUUCGAAUUUUGUUUUUGGCCACUUCGGGGAGUGAAAGGUUAAACAUUUUAAACUAUUUUACUAUCAGGGACCAUAAGGUGCUCCUGAUAUUUGCCUCAUGGUAAUGAGAUCAUUGUUUCACGUUGCAGGACAAAGAUGAGGUUGGUGAUGUUAACUCGCCUCUCACCGUUGAUUUGAGCGUCUCCUUGCCUUCUUGUUCUGAUCUCUGUCCGGUUCUUGACGAUUACCUGCCAAGCACUUUCAGGAAGGAGGUAAGUUUUACUUGCAUUCGAGAGUAAACGAAGACCUCGUAGCUCUCUAUUUUUUCUUACCUAUUUUUUGGGUACAAGCUUUUUGGAUCUUAAGGGAAAAGUUUGGGUACUGAAAUAAAACAGUUUGGAUCUCGAGGGAAACAUUUUGGGUCCCGUGGGAAACGGUUGGAAUUCCGAGUGAGAUCGUUCGGAUCCCGAGGAAAAUAGCUUGAAUCCCAAGGGAAACAGUUUGGAUCCCAACUGGAACAAUUUAGAUCGCGAGGAAAACAGUUUGGGUUCCCGAGUUCCAGAUAGGAAUUGAACUCUCGACGAUCCUCCAGACACUAGUCGGACGCUCAAAUAAUCUCAUUACAUGGAGAUUUCCCGAGGGAUCAGUCAUGAAGUAAUUUGGUAUACAGCCCACAAAAAACUUGUACAUGUACAAAUUUAUGAAAGUAAAUGUCAGCCAGCGGUCAACAUUUGCCUGUUACCCUCUGGCUGCAUGGAUUUGCCAUCUUGCCCGCGCGGAGACUGAAAACCAGAACUGAACUCCAGUAACCAUGCAAAGUGUUAGAGGCUGGCGCUCGGAGACGAGCGCUUCCUGCCACACGAGCCACUUUCCGCUCUGUCAUGCGCAAAAGCACGUGUUAGAACGCCGGUGCCUUAGAAAGACAUCACUCUCAAAGAGUUCAAAAUCAAUUCGUGCUUGUUAGGCUAGGACUAAUUGGUACUGUUGUCUCUCUUUCCUCAGAUUCGCUUCAUCAAAAAGUGCAAGAAUAAAGUCGCGUGUGUUCCGGACUUGUCCCUCGUGGCUGGCGUGUAUUGGUCACCAAAAACUGGGUAAGAUACUGCUUAUGAAGUGCAGAAGAGCAGUUUGGUAGACCUGUCGGAAAGUUUCGAUGAAGCUCGUGCAAGUUCGGGUCAUUCCGGCUUUGGACAAUAGGCCAUUGCCAUGUUGCUUUAACCCUCUGUAUUAACCCUUGAAGCCCCAAUAUCCACAAGCAAAUUCUCCAAACUGAUCUCUAUACAUUUCGUUAAAGAAUAAGUUGAGAGAAUUUGAGAAAAGAUCAAAGCAUUUUCUCUACGAUGAUCAUUUAAUUAAUUCUCAUAACCUAUUCUCUUGACAUUGUAUGGAUAUUGUUAGGAGAAAAUUGAUGUUGGUCAAGGCUAAGUGCGAAGCCAUUGAUAUGAAAAUGAUCUUUUCAAUUAUAAUGGCCAAUGGCCAAUGGCCAAUCUUGAGAAAAACGACAUUCUGCAUGCGCACGGCUUUUUCAUUUUCGCACACCUGAUUUCCAUAUUAUAGUUUCCAGCUUCCAGACUGCUCCGAGACUAAAUUUUUAGCAUGUCUCAAACCGGAAAAAAAAAUUUACCCAUGCAUCACUUUAUACCUGACUUGUCCUGGACGACACUUUGGUUUUUCCGCAGCGAAACGACAAAUCUAGAGAAACUAAGAAUUGGCGUUGUAAAGGACUUCACAGUGGAGAUGACCGUUUCAAAUCAGGCUGAGGACUAUGCAUACACUUCCGUGAUAGAGUUAAAGCACCCGGAAAGUCUGAACUACAUUGGACCUGAUCAGGUACUCUGAUAACUAUUAGGCUAUGAGGUCAUUUUACGUUCCUGGGAAACUGCCCACCUACCCCUCCCCUAAACCAACAUUUUACCCUAAGGGCGCUGUCCAUUUGUCAGAACUGGCCAGCCGGAACAUUACCGGAACAGUUAUUUUGACAAUGAAAUCGGCUUUUUCCAGGGGUUUUUGCUGAAGAACCAUCUCCUUCCUACACACUGUUUAGGAUUUGACUGAUCUAGCUGGAUAGUUUUGAUUAAUAGUGAAAGUCUCAUUACGAAGGGAAGGGUCUGGCUGAUCAGUUCUGACAAAUGGAAAGCGCCCUAAGUGAGAAGUAAGUGUUGAUGUUGGCUUAAGGGAGGGGUAGGUGGGCAUUUUCUCUGGUCAAGUCAUCCACACACACUCGGAACAUCGUACCGGAGCAGUUGGCCGAGAGGGUUUGGUUCCCUAAAUCCCAGUCCUCACUCCUGAACAUUAACUCCCGUCUCAGUCGGUUCCAGUCCUCGCUUUUACUAGAGAGCUUUAGCUUUGAGGACGAGAACGAAUACAAAGAUUUAACUUAACGUUUUUUACGCGUGUCCUCAAAAAAGACACGCCGGAAAGCUUCAUUUUACAUUUUUUCACUAAAAAAGUUAGUACAGUUAUUUAUACCUUACGAGGUUAAGCCCUCUCCCAAUAGCAAAAUGAUAAAAAUGCUAACUUUUGGUAAUUUGUUCCCGCCACGACAUUCGCGCUAAAACUGGUAGUAGAAUGACGACGGUCAUCACGUUUUCCCGCCGAAAUGACGCUGGUUCAUGCGUGAGCACUACUUAGUGUUGCGAAAAUCUCUUACUCGUAGUCGUCCUCGCCUCAGAAUCUAAAGCUCUGUAAUAUACUCAUUUGCUUCCGCUACCUUCCGAAUACCUGUUCACACUGCUACGAAGAGUAGAUAUGUGAUGAUCCACUUUCGAAGAAAUGGUCCCGAAAUCCCCGUUUUUUUGCGUGAAGAGAAGCCCUAUCUGCUAUGAUUUUCGUUUCAUUCAAAAACUGUCGGGUAUAAUGUGAACAUCGCCUUAACCUUUUAAGCUCUAAGAGUGAUGAGCGUCAAAUUUCUCCUUGUAAAAUCACUACUUUAUAAAACAGAGUGGUCAUGAGAAUUAACGACAUGAUCACACAAGAUGAAUCUAAUCGAUACUUCAACAAAUUCUCCCCACUACUUCUAUUGAAAACGUAUAGGGAUAACAAAUGAGAAUUUGAAUUUUGAUGUUAGGGUUUAAAGGGUUAAGGUGGUUGGGUACUACUCUAUAGUAUACAGAGAAUAAGAGAACGGUAAUUAGGGAGCUUAAGCAACCGCGACCGCGACGGCAACGAAAACGGCAAAAAAGUAAUAGGUUUCAACAACUUUGCACGUGCGUCAGGCUUUUUUGUACAUUUCUUUGCCGUCACUGCACGACUACGGCAGGAAACUUCUUUUGGGUGACGUUUUCGCUGUCGUUGCCGUCGUCGUUGCUUAAACUCCCUAAUGAAUCUGGGAAUGGACGAAGGAUUGGCCCAGUUGGUUCGUGCCCGGCCUUCUGUGCGGGAGGUCCCGCGGGAGGUCCUGCGGGAGGUCCUGCGGGAGGUCCUGCGGGAGGUCCCGAGUUCGAUUUCUAGGUAUGACCACAAAUCUUUCUUUCGAUUUCUUUCCGUUCUGUGUAGCUUAACCCUUUAAGCCCCAAUAUCCACCUAUAAAUUCUCCAUACUGAUCUUCGUACAUUUCCUUAAAGAAUUAAUUGAGAGAGUUUGUUAACAGAUCAAAGCAUUUCCUCUUUAGUGAUCAUUUUGUUAACUCUCAGAACCAUUUCUCUUGGUAACAUAUGGAUAUUGUUAGGAGAAAAUUGAUGUUGGUCACUGUUACGGCCCAUCGUCGUACUCGUACUCGGGUCAUUAAAAGCCCCGUGAGACUGGACCUGUGAGAGUAGAAUAAAUUAUGUAGAUAACACGUCACGUGACUUCCUUGCUAGUCGCUCGUAGAUUUGUUGUAAGUCGGGUUCGCGGGCAGUACAUCAACCUGUUGUAAAUCGGUGUAUUGUAAAUCGAGCGGAUUAAAGUUGUGUUCAAGCGUUCAAGUUUGUAUUCCAUCGCUUCCUUAACAUGGUCCUUCACAGCCGGAUACAAGGUGACAUUUGAACAGUAAAUUUGUAAUUCUUCGCAAGGUCAUCACCACGUGGGCGAUAAGAUGGCCGCCAGUCCAAAGACCGAAAAUGAUGAUUUAUCGCAAUUUACAGUCGAUCAGCUGCGAAAGCUGCUUCAAGAAAAGGGAUUACCAACUACUGGAAAAAGGAAGGUCUUGAUUGAAAGGUUGGUAGACGAUUCAAAGUCAAAUGUUGUCAAACCAGAGUCGAAGGAAGAAAUGAAUCUUGCUGAGUCAGCGGAGUCUUCGAGUGAAGUAGAAAUUCAAGAGAUUAACUCGAUCAGACGCAAAGCCAAAGCCUUGCAAAUAGAUAUGGACGGGCUGAUUCGGGAAAUUUCGGAGCUUAGUCAAAGUACAAGUAACAAAGUGAAAGUAAAGCUGAGAAUUGAAAGACUUACCGUGCACAGAGAGAAAUAUCUUCAGCUGAGAAAUGAAAUAGUCGCGCUGAUCGCGGAGGAUAUGAUAGAUGAAGAACUUCGCAAAUGGGGAGAUCUUUUACGUGUGGUGGAUAAAGCUAUCGAUGUUGCUCAUGAAUACCUCCAAAAGGAUUCCAAAGUGGAAGAUCAUCAGUCUUCAAAAGAAAAUACACAUACUGAUAGUCGUCAAUCGUCAAGUCUUAAAUUGCCCAGGACUGAACUGCCAAAGUUUAAUGGGGAUGUGUUGAAAUUUCAAAACUUCUGGGACCAGUUUGAAGCCGCAGUGCAUAACAAUGAUGACUUACCCAAGGCACAGAAGUUUACUUACCUACGCUCAGUGCUUACUGGUAAUGCUUUGCAAACAAUAGAAGGAUUUGAAGUAACUGGAGCAAAUUAUCAAGCAGCGGUCCAUUGCCUCCAACACAGGUAUGGAAGAAAACGUAUGAUAAUCUCAUCCCUUGUGAAAUCUGUCAUCCAGAUGGAUGCUAAGUCGGCGGUCAGCGCAUCCGCCCUUAGAGAUCUUUAUGACACAUUUAUGAAUAGAACCAGAGCCUUAGAAGCGCUUGGUGAAGAUCCAGCGAGUCAUGGUUGUAUUUUGUUACCCAUCUUUGAGACCAAGUUGCCACCUCAGUUACUAGAAAAAUGGGAGUUAGAGCUUGCAGACACUCAAGAGGAUAAAAUAGAUCUUGAGCUGUUUUUCAAAUUUCUGAACCGCCAAGUAGUAUCUAAAGAAGCGGGAGAGAGAGGUUGUAAUGUGAACAAUACCCAAAGCAAUAAGGGUAGAGAUAACAGAAGAAAGCCGUCACUUCCUCGAAUUGGUAAGGAUGGAGCGUAUACAGCCUCUGCAUUACUUGGUGAGGCACGCGAGCUAACUGGUCCAAGCUGCAAUUUCUGUAAGGCAGGUCACGAGUCGCCAAAUUGCCCAGUUUUCAAUGACAAGUCAUUAGAUGACAGGUGGAAGCUAGUUCAAGAGAAUAAACUGUGUUUCAAUUGUUUAAAGCCCAGCAACCACAAGCACUUUUCCAAGAUUUGUCACCAGCCUAAGUGUUCGUUGGUCAUCACAAAUUGUUACAUGGUCAGCAGUUAGUGGCUACACCCCAGCAGCUUUCCAAGUGCAUUGCCCUUGAAGGAAACACUGCUACAGACAGCGUUGGCGAGGUUAACUGUCAGUGGUCAAGAAAUGACAGUCCGUGUUUUGCUAGACUCUGGGAGUCAACGUUCAUAUAUGCGCAAGAACAUCGCAGAGUCCCUUGGCUUGCAAGGUCCCUCAGAGUUAUUAAGUGUUACAAUGCUCGGUGGAACAACUAGUGAAACCAAGAGAUUGCAGAGAGUUAAAUUAGCACUUUCGCCAAUGAAAGGAGAUUCCAAGGUGGAGAUGGAGGCCCUUGCUAUUCCCAAGAUUUGUAAUCCCCUCGGGCCAGUGCAGUUAGACUUUCGUAAGAACUCUCAUCUUCAAGGUUUAACUCUCGCAGAUUCCUACCCUCGCGAUUCCGUCCAAGUAGAUGUCCUUAUUGGUGCAGACUUUUUUACUACUCGUUCGUAACUGGGUUGUACAAGAAAGGUAGUUCAUCUGAGUCACUUGUUGCUGUUGAAUCUCAUCUCGGGUGGAUUCUUACCGGACAAGUAAACCGUUACUCAAGGUAUACCACAUCCAUGCUUACCGUUGUAGAAAACAGUGGACUCACUAAAAGCUUGAAAAGAUUCUGGGAACUGGAAUCUAUUGGCAUCGCUGAGACUGAAAACACUGUUGUUUCCUGGGAGGAGGAAGUUGCUGUUGCUGACUUCAAUAGAGGAUUGAAAUUUGACGGGAAGAACUAUGAAGUACGACUACCGUGGAAACGUGACCCUCCUAAACUGGAAAGUAACUACAUGCAAGCUGUUAGACGUCUGGAAAGCAUCGAAAGAAGGUUAAGACAUGACCCUGUGAAAGCUAAAGCUUACAAUUCUGCAAUCAAUGAAUAUGUAGAGAAAGGAUUUGCAGAGGUAGUGCCUAACGAGAAUGAUGAAGAUAGAACUGUACGCUACCUGCCGCAUCAUGCUGUGUUCCGUGAUGACAAAACGACGACUAAGUGCAGAAUCGUGUUUGAUGCUUCCGCGCGAGAAGGAGAUGGUGUUUCUCUCAACGAUUGUGUCCUUCCCGGUCCUGCUCUACAGCCCAACCUUGCAUCUGUACUCAUUCGAUUUCGAACAAACAGAAUUGGUCUCAUAGCAGAUAUUGAAAAGAUGUUUCUUCAGGUCAAGCUAGCGCCAGAGGAUAGAGACGUUCACCGGUACCUGUGGAGAGAUUUACAAUUUAACGAAACACCCAAAGUUCAUAGAAUGCAAAGACUGACAUUUGGUGUGAACUCCAGUCCAUUCCUUGCUGUUUCGACUGUCCAUGCUCAUGCAAAAAAAUACGCAGAACUGUUCCCAAAUGCAGUCCAAGAAAUUCUACAAAACAUGUAUGUGGAUGACGUCCUAACAGGAGCCGAUACGGUGGACUCGACUGUGAAACUUCAACAAGACUUGUCAGAGAUCAUGAUGAAAGCGGCGUUUAACUUGACAAAGUGGGCAAGUAACUCACAGCUCGUAAUGGAUGCUAUUGCCCCAGCCAAAAGAGCCUCAUCGUCACUGGUGGAGUUUGAGUCGAGUGAACCCCUUAAAGCGCUUGGAGUCUCAUGGGAUUUGACCUCUGAUCACUUCCGAUUUCUUGCACCGGGUGGAAUUGUCUUAUCUCCGGAUCCAAUGACAAAGAGAAGCCUGCUUAGUCUAGCAUCGAAAAUGUUUGACCCUUUAGGGUUGAUAUCUCCCUUCACUGUCAGAGCCAAAAUCCUCUUCCAAGAACUGUGGUUGAAAGGAUUAUUGUGGGAUGACCCUUUGGACAGUGAAAUUAAAGCAAAGUGGCUACAUUGGAAGUCAGAGUUGUUGCAACUGAAAGGUGUGACCAUACCCCGAUGCUUCGGAAAUGGCAUCACGCAAGAUUCUAAGAUAGAGCUACAUGGUUUUGGAGAUGCCUCUCCUAAAGCGUACGGAGCAGCAGUGUACAUCAGAAUAGCAGACAAGCAAGGUCAUGUAUCCUCGCAGCUGGUAAUAUCAAAGUCCCGAGUUGCACCUAUAAAGAAAGUGUCACUACCCAGACUGGAACUUUUAGCAGCAGUUGUAAAUGCCAGGUUGUUGAAGUUUGUUGUAGACACUUUGCCUGUGGAAGUGAGUGGUGUUGUGUGUUGGACUGAUAGUAUGGUGGCACUGCACUGGGUAAAAGGUCAGAGUUCUCGUUGGAAACCAUUUGUGGCGAAUCGAGUGGCAGAAAUACAGUCUACGUGGGAUCCUGAGUGUUGGAGGUACUGUGCUAGUAAGGAGAAUCCUGCAGAUUUGUUGACGCGUGGGUUGAGCUGUGAUGAUAUGAUUACCAAUACCUUAUGGUGGAAUGGACCUCGGUGGCUGUCUUCGAGUGACAAACCUUUACCCGUUCAGCCCCAAGGUGGUACUGUUCCCUCUGAAGUAUGCUAACAGGAAAGGAAAAUUGCUCAUGGUUGUACAGCAGUCGUUAGAGAGCCGUUAAUUGAUAUGUCGCGUUACGGGACAUGGUUAAAGUUGAUUCGAGUAACCGCUUAUGUACUGAGAGCAGUCAAGUUGUUCAAGACUAAAUGUAAGUCUUCUGAAAUUGAACUGUCGGCAGAAGAAGUGAGGAAGGCAGAGCUUAAGUGUUGUAAGUGGGUACAGGAAGAGGUCUAUAAAGAAGAUUACCAGUUGCUAAAGUCCGGACAAACUCUUCCCAAGAACAGCCGCCUUCUCAAACUAGACCCGUAUUAUGACAGAGAGGAUCAGGUUAUAAGAGUUGGUGGCCGACUGCAGUUUGCUGAUCUACUUGAACAGACCAAGCAUCAAGUAAUAUUGCCUCACGGACAUCCCGAAGUCGCAAAGAUGGUACUAGACCUACACAAGAUCAUGUUACAUGCGGGCCCAGAAAGCAUACUGUCAACCUUAAGACAGAAAAUUUGGCUGACCCAAGGGAGACAAGAAGUCAAACGUGUUAUCAGAAGAUGCGUGGCUUGCCAAAAACAGCGAGUUGGACCUUGCGCGCAGAAAAUGGGCCCAUUGCCGGAGGAUAGAGUUUCAUGUUCACCAGCUUUCGCGCAUGUUGGAACUGACUUCGCAGGACCUCUCUAUGUAAAAGAAGGUUCAACCAUACAGAAAGUGUACGUUUGUCUAUUCACAUGCGCAUCAUCUCGUAUGAUUCACUUGGAACUAACACACAGCCUUACCACUGAUGAGUUCCUACAAGCCUUUAGUCGCAUGACAAGCCGCAGAGGUCUUUGCCAUACAGUGUGGUCCGACAACGCAAAAACCUUUAAGGCUGCAAGCAAGGAAAUCCAGAAAUUGUAUGAUCCUAGUACUCAAAGUCGAACGGUGUGGGAUACAUUGGAUCGAAAUCGAAUUAAUUCUGAGCUCUCGUCGAAAGAGAUUACGUGGAAAUUCAUCACCGAGCGUUCACCAUGGCGAGGCGGAUGGUGGGAACGAUUUUUCAGAGCAAUCAAAGAAUCAUUGCGUAAAGUGCUUGGAAAGGCGCUUCUCACCUUUUCUGAGUUGAACACAUUAUUAAUUCGAAUUGAAGGCAUCAUCAACUCGCGACCAUUAACGGCAGUGAGCGACGAUUGCAGAGACCCUUUGCCAGUUACACCUGCUCAUCUUGCAAUUGGUAGACCAAUUAACCAGUUACCUGAGAGUAAAGAAGAAAGCUUGGAGGAGACUAGUAAAAGAACUGUCGAAAGGUAUCUUUACCUACAGAGACUACUUAACCACUAUUGGAAACGUUGGCAACGAGAAUAUCUGCACCUGCUGUCCGUGAGAAGUAAAUGGCAAGAGGAAAACCCCUCCAUUCGAGAAGGUGAUAUCGUGUUGGUCUCUGAUGAUAAUGUAUCGCGUACCAAGUGGCCAAUGGCCAGGGUGGAAAAGGUUCAUCCUGGUAAGGAUGGACUCGUGCGAACGGCUACCGUGAAAGCACAGAAAGGUGUAUUCAACAGGCCUGUUCAACGCUUACACAGAUUGGAAAUUGAUGCAGCGGCCCCACAAGUUACCCGUGAAGCUGAUGUUCCUGUUGACGGUGGGGAGAAGCCUCGAGCGAACUCUGUUACUGUUAAAAGUGUACCUAUUCGUAAGCCUAAGAAGAGAGUUGUCCUCCCCGAAGGAGGACAAGGUGGGGAGAAUGUUACGGCCCAUCGUCGUACUCGUACUCGGGUCAUUAAAAGCCCCGUGAGACUGGACCUGUGAGAGUAGAAUAAAUUAUGUAGAUAACACGUCACGUGACUUCCUUGCUAGUCGCUCGUAGAUUUGUUGUAAGUCGGGUUCGCGGGCAGUACAUCAACCUGUUGUAAAUCGGUGUAUUGUAAAUCGAGCGGAUUAAAGUUGUGUUCAAGCGUUCAAGUUUGUAUUCCAUCGCUUCCUUAACAGUCACUAUUGGGACUUAAAGGGUUAAAGUAGUUUUCAAUUCCCGUAAAACGGAGCACGGAUGGAAGGGGGUGCGGGGGAUGGUACGAGCGCACCGUCGACCGCAGGCGUGUUAGUCAGAUGACUAUUUCAAGCUACCGACGUAAAAUUAGGACUGUUUAUCUUGACCUUCAUCUUUUUUUCUCAAGGGUGUUGAAUGCGAUAGAAGCCUUUCAGACAAUGACACCGUGACCGUCACUUGUGACGUUGGAAAUCCACUUCAGGGCAAGGCUCAAGUAAGUCAACACUGUGCCAUUUUGUUUCAAGUUUCGAUCCACGUCUAUCCUUGCCAUCCCUAGCAACAGACGACAGGAAAUAGUAGGAUGAUUAUACGUUUCUGGGGAACUGCCCACCUACCCCUCCCCUAAGCCAACAGUAACACUUACUUCUCACUUAGGGCAAAAUGUUGGCUUAGGGGAGGGGUAGGUGCACAGUUUCCCAGAAUCGUGUAAUGAUCUGCCCCUUAAAAAGUAAACACUAAAAGAGACGAGUGACCACUUUUCUUCAAGUGCCCACGGUCAAUAUUUAUUCACGAUAACUGUCCAGUUUUAAUACUGCUCAGAAUUAUUUAGGGAAACAAAUUCACAUCUAACCGUGUUUUCUUUCUAGGUGGCUGUUAUCAUUGAUUAUUAUUAUUAUUAUUUUAAGGAACCUGAACCAGUAUUCUUGACAUAAAUCUGUUUGUGCUACUCCUAUUUGUUGCUUAGUUUUACUCGAAAUCACGCCAAGCGGACUGCUCAAUUUUAUUUUGCUGUCUACUUGUAGAAAAAAUUUGGAAUCAAAUUUUCACCUGGAAGUGUGAGGGAAGACUUCGUUAUAGAAAUCGAAGCAAAAAGGUGCGUUUUUAUUUAGUUAGUUAAUUAACAGUUAAACAGAGUUGACCACCACGCUCUUCCAAGUCAGCGGUCAUACCUGCGAGCGCAAGCUCGCGUGGAACGCUGCUGCUUCGUCACGGCAAAGAUCUUGUCCGAGUUCUGAACUACUUUGGAAGUAGUGGGACAGAUUAGGGAGCUUACGCGAAGGCGUUUUUGAACGACGCACGUAAACCGUAAGUGAACCCCAUUCUCUUCUAAUUUGCCAUAAGCCCUCCAAAUUUGUAUUGCUAAGCGUUUAUAGUCUCGUAAAGGUGAUUUGACCGAAAAUUUGGGCAAAACAACUGCCCAAGAAUGGAUACAAUCCACUUCCGGGAGAUGUGCGUCACUCAAAAACGUCUUUGUGUAAGCUCACUAUACUUCCAGGCGCCUGCUAAGCAGGCUAGCACAACUUGCACUGCAAGCUGCUUCUUUGUACUCUUAAAAGGCACUUAUCGUCUCUUCUACAGAAUAGUAUUCCCGUAAUGACAAAGAUGAUUGUUAACUUAGUAUAUUUGAGUUCAAUUAUAAAUCCUGAUGCGUUGCUGUCCUCAGUCGCGCAGCCAGUAUGGUGGUAACCAUGGUAGUUGCUUCGUUUAAAACAAAUAUUUUUGUUAAAGAGUUCACAAGUUUCUUGUGUGUUCGUCGAGAAAAGAAAAUGACUAAGACGGUUAUGUCUCAGCACGUUAACUCCAUUCUCAGUUAAACCAGGACUGUCUCCUCUGAAUAAUUAGGGUGGCUACUUCGUUGGCUGUACAUAUGAAAUGCAAAAUUCGUUUGUUUGAUAAGACUAUUCCAGAAUAAGUUUAAUAGACCUUUUUACCGAUACGCAGGGGGUUCAUUAAGGUUUUGAACAGGAGGGCAACUGAGUUUGACACCCGGGCAAAGAAUUGGCAAGGCCCGGGGGGGCCUUGCCCUCUAGGGGGGUCCGGGGGUAUGCUCCCCCGGAAAAUUUUGAAAUUCUAUAGUCGUAAGGAUAUGUUUUCCUGCAUUUUGAAGCUACAGACAGUGACUUUCAACAACCAAAAAAAGAUAACUUUUCUAGACAAUUUAAUCAUGAUUUGAUACCAAUACCCACCACACAAAUUGGACUUUUUGGUUCUCUUUUAAUAGCUCUGCUCAUAAUAAUCUUUACUCAAACUCACCGUCAGCAUCUGAGCCGUAAUCAACUUAUCUUUAAAAUUUCAAUGACUAGACGGGAGGAGCACUGUUUUAACGUGAACGCUCCGAAAAUUAAUUCAUUGGCGUAAACCAUAAGACGAAUAAAAAUCACGCUUCGCUUCGUUGAACAUGAUGAUUAAGCCAUUCAAUAUAAUUAUACAGGCAAGUAAAAGGUUAAAUCACAAAGAAGUCUACUCAUCUCUUGGUCUUUUCUCUACUGGAGGCCCUUUGGUUGAAGCCGAAAAAUAAUACGCUAUCGAACGCGUUCUUUUCUGGGCCGCCAUGCUCAUGUGCUCUCAACACUGAUACAUUUCAGGUGGUCGUUUAUGAAGCACAGUUCUUUUCGCAAUGUGUUAUGGGGCGAUUCUUGUUUUUAACGCACAAAGAACGAGGGGAUUUCAUGUCGCGUGUAAUAAAGUGGAAAUUGCACGGCAAAGUAUGUUUUACACUCGAUAAGACUCAUCAAGAAAUGGGCACGAUUGUAACUUAAAACUGUUUUUGAUCGUUCUUUGUAUUAAAAAGAAGUUCUUUGAGAUGUAAAGCAGCCGGGCAAAGUCGUGUUCACAGCCGGUCAAUUUGCCCGGUGCCCGGCCCUUAAUGAACCCCCUGGAUACGGCGGCCAUAUUGAAUUAAUUCGAUUUAAGGAGUAUCUAGGAUGCCCAGGGGGCAUGAGCGCAUUUCGUUUGUAUUUUCGAGCGCUUUUCGGGACAUUUUGUCUUAAAGUUUUCUUAGAAUAAGAUUCUAAUGGGAAAAAAGAUGCUUGUGCCGUGUUUGGAUGAAAUAAUGAUCGCCUUUUUCCAGAGAAAUAUACAGUGAAAUUCCGUAUUUCUAAUACUAAACUAGAAAAAGGUGAUCAUGAUUACAUCCAAACACGGCACGAGGAUCUGUCCCUUUAGAAUUUCAUUCUAAGAAAACUUUAAGAAAAAAUGUCCCGAAAAGCGCUCGAAAAUACAAACGAAAUGUGCUCAUGCCCCCUGGGCAUCCUAUAAUACUCGUUAAAUCGAAUUAAUUCAAUAUGGCCGCCGUAUUUGUAAAAAGGUCUAUUGAACGCAGCCUUGCCAUAUAGUCUACUUUAAAUAAAUUGUAAAUAAAUAAAUACAUAACAACGAUUUAGAGGGAGCACCUACUCAUAGUGGUUUUUCGUUUACAAUUCCUGGUCGAAUUGGAAUUUAGAAAAGUUAGUUUUUGAGGAGAGGGGAAUAUCUUUCGGAGCGAGGGAGAGAACCAACAACAAACUCAACCCACAUAUGGAGUCGACGCCGGGAUUUGAACCUGGGCCACAUUGGUAGGACGCAGAUACUCUCAUCAGUGCUCCUGCAUCCGUCCUUGAAGGCCACGGCCUAGAUUUCCCGUAUUUUAAACUAGGGAAUCGGGAUUUUAAAGCAAAACCGGGGCGAGAUAAUCGGGAUUGAAAGUAUGCUUGGAGGUAGCAAGCCAAAACAAUCAUCGGGACUACGGCCGGGAUUUUCACGAAAUUUCGGGUCGGGAUUACGGGACUGAAGAUCCUCGUUUCUCAGAGGGCUUUAAUCCCUUCACGAGAAACCUUGUGUGAAAUCUAUUCCGGGAGUUUACAGUCUCUUUUGUCGGUUUGUGCUUUUCAGUCAAGAUGUGGAUGCUAAUGCAAAGGACAACACGAAGAAACUCCCCGUUGCUGUCAAGUUUGAAACAGAUCUCGAAGUUACAGGGUAAGAGUCGUUGAACUUACAGGAGAUGUUUCACGAAUUUUAUCAAAAUGAAGCAAAUUAUUAACCAGUCAGAAGCACCACCCAGAUCUGGGUAGUGACGGGUCAUCGUCAGAGAGCUUUAGAUUCUAAGGCCUGUUUCAAACGUCGUGCUACUGCCGUGCUAAGCUGGCUCGACUGUAGCUCGACUGCAGCACGACACUAGCACGACUUGGUUUCAGACGUCGAAUUCAAUUCAAUCGAAUAGACCGGCUGUUGCCGAAAACACAACACAAAAAUAAAUAAACGGUUUAGCAAACUUUAAAAUGUAUUCUAAUGUAUUUAUAACUUAUGAAUUGAGUUCGGCAUGGCGGUAGCACGACGUUUAAAACCAAGUCGAGCUACUGCCGUGUAGCACGAAAAGGCUUGCCGUGCUACAAGCCAGUAGCACGACUUGGUUUCAAAGGUCGCGCUACUGCCGUGCUAAAGUCGAAUUUAAUUCGAUCAAUUGAGUUCGGCACGGCAGUCGCACGACGUUUGAAACGGGCCUAAGACGAGGACGACCACUAAGAACGAGAUUUUUCCAAUACUAAGUAGUGCGCGUACGUGAAUCAACGUCAUAUUGGGGGAAAAAUGUAGUAGCCGGAGUCAGUCUACUACGAGUUUUAGAGAGAAUGUCAUGUGGCGAAAACAAGUUAUCAAGUGUUAGAUAUUAGCGAUCGAGGGCUUUACCUCCUUAAACGGAAGAAAAAAAGUAAAGUGAAGCUUUUCAAGUGUCUAUUUGUUAGAGAAUAGGCGAGAAAAUUUAAAUUAAAUGCCAUCCCCGUAGUCGGCAUCGUCCUCGAAUCUAAAGCUCUCUAUUAUUGAAUUUCUGCGCUCGUUCUUCGGACGUCUUGUUGCGGGGAAACCAGUGGUGACAUCGCAAAAUGUCAGCUGUUUCCUCGGGCUAAACCACCAACUUUCCUAACGCGUUCUUCAUUCCUUAUGUAGCUCGUCGAAGCAAGAUCGUGUGGUGUAUUCAGGGCCUGUGAGAAGCACGGAAGAAGUCAUCAAGAACGUCCAGUCUAUUGGGCCUGAAGUGGUCCACACGGUGCUUGUAAGUUACUGAAAGAAAUGUAAUAAAAAUACUGCCGGGGUGGGGGGCGUAGUUAGCCCAUAGACCUCUAGGCCCGGGACUACAAAUUUUUGGUUUGAUCACUCUAGAGCUAAAAAGCUUGUUAUAAGAGCUCAAAGUGUUGGUGAGGUCAGUGCGUACUAGUCAAGAGUACAAUUUUCAGGAUAUGUGGAAGUAAAAGUCAGCAAGGCCUACAACUAAUCGGAAAGCUCGCUACGCUCCUGACUGCAAGAUAGCCUUUUUCCCUUGAAGAACUAAUCGCUACUUGUAAGACGCCAAGCUUCGGAUGCGUGCAUUCUUGCGCGCACGGUUCGCCCACGAGCACGAGCACAAGGCUCUCCCCGUGUGUACUCACAAAGGAUUGGAAUGCAGACUUUCAGGUUCUGAUUCGCCGCUUGAGAAACGAAUGGGAAACUGAAACCGAAACCCGUCCCGUAAUUCUUUCCUGGAUAGUUACUGUGGACACGCAGGUCAGCGGCCGUAAAAUUCCGAAAAUAAGCCCCUCCUCAAAAAGGGCCUUUGAAAAAUAUAAGACCCCGGGGUAGACUGCAAAACAGUCCGAAUUUUUGCGUAUUCAAGUACGCGCGAGCCGUAUUUUUGCGUAUUCAAGUACGCGCGAGCAGUCAAACAAAAGGUCUGGAAUGAGGCUGAAAACAGAGAGCGAGACUGGGGAGAGACGCUAAAAAUACGGACUGUCCUUUUUGCAUACGUUAUAUUCGUUCGAAUUACCCGCUUCUCCCAGCCACGGGCAAUUCCCAUUGGCUAAAUUUCGAUGCAAGCUGUCACCAAGCUGUCAAGUAAUGUUUUCAACAUGUCAUUCACGUUGUUCCAUACCGUGAUGAAUUGCUAAAGCUUUCGCUGUAAAAUGACAGAUGUUGAUCGCCUGGAUUUGCUCGCAAGAAUUAGGAUUUGUUUUAAAAUCGGAGCAGAGGGAAGCUUUGGAGUUGCUACUCAGGGGAAAGGAUGUUUUCUGUGUUCUACCAACAGGAUUUGACAAAAGCCUUAUUUAUCGGAUGUUUGUUCAUGCAAAGAGUUCUUCAAGUUCCGUGCAACGGCCGACCGUCAUUGUUAUCUAGCCUGGCUAAAAAAGCGGGAUCGGUAGGAAACAAACGACUUUUACCUCAUGCAAACAUGCCGCUUGUUCCAAUGAAUUGUUUUCUCUGUCGAGUAGAUUAUGCUUUGGAGGAAAACGUUUUGACUGAGCAAAUGUGAAUUUUGGCCGCUUAUUAAAUAUAUUUCAUACUGAGAGGUCGUGACACGCAUAUUAGGGGUGGCAAAUAGUAAAAUCCGAGACUCGCCGAGACGCCGAGAUCCUAAUUAGAAAUCCGAGCCCGAGACUCUUUGGAGAAACGUUUCGAGACUCAAAAAAAGUUAAAACAAACCAUGAAAAAACGAGACUUCGAGAUUUAUCAGAAACGCUUCCGAGAUUUCGAGAUCCUGCCAAAAUUUUCCGAGACCCACGUUUUUCGAGGUACCAUUCGCCACCCCUCAUAUUGAUUUUCUCUGGUAGGCAUGAUUUGCCCUCUGACGCAAGAGCAUUUUCUUUCUUGGCCCCUUUAGAAAUGUAAAGCUCUUCAUUGCGGCUGAUUAAGGGUUUUAGGUUGUUUUAUUUCUCCAAAGUGCCUCCUGGAUUUGAAUAAUUUGAAGCGAUUUUCUUUGUGUCCGUGAAUGUGACUUUUUCCUGCAAUGUUUUGUCACGCUGGGCCCAGCUCGUUAGCGUUUUUGGCAGGAUUUUAAAUUCUCACAGAUAGUAAUUUACAGAGCUAAAUCACCAAGACGUGGUUUGGAAAGAGGGGAUUUACUCAUUCUUUUCAAUCGCAAUAAUUGUUCAUUGUCAGUUGGCGUGUUCAGUUCUUCCCUAAUUUGCGAAAGCAUCGCCGUGCAGUUUCCCGGGGCAGUUUCUAACCUUUGUUCCGCACGGAGAGCAAAACUGCUCUUGUGGAGAAAGAUUCUCCUUCCUCGAGGACAACGAAAAGUUCGUUUUUCAGUAGGUCGGCCCACUUUGGUAACGUUUCCCCUUUUCUGGUAGGCGCAACAAACGCAUUUUCCGAGCUUAUCCAUCCAUUCGUAAAAUUGCCGAACUGUGUUUUGAAACAACAGCCGCACAUUCUACAAUUUGUACUCCAAAGCCCUCGGCUCUUUCGGCUUUCUCCCUCUUCGAGGAGCAGGCACAGGCUUUGUUGUCGUACUGCCACUUUCACUCUUUUUUUAUCCUCCACUAUAUAUACUACAUUUCACUAUAUACACUACAUUUCACAGGGAAGCAACGCUAAAAACUGCUUUAGAAUUACUGGAUUACAGCGUCAAUAAUAACACGCGAGUCUAUCAAAUUCACAAAAAGGGCGGAGUUGCGAACAGAUUUUUGACAGCUCGACGACAUUUUUGAGCCCCCUGGUCGGAACGAACUCAUUGUAUGAAAAAAGGACAGUCGGUUUUUUUUCUCUCGUAGGGCGUGUGAGGCUCGCGCGCUUCGCGCGCCUAAGACUCUUACGCCACGCUUUACCGAUUUCUUUACUGAUUUUGAGAAAAAAACCGACUGUUUUGCAGUCUAACCCCGGGGUUAUUUUCGGAAUUUUAAGGUAUUUUCUUAUGUUUUUUCCCCGUCCCUAAUAACAGUUCCAGAAGUUUAAAUGGUAAUAGACCUUUUUUAACUUGUAGGUUUUGUUUUCCCAUUUCAGACCACGUGAUGUUACCCCAGAGAAUUGUUUCUUUCAAAUGUCGUCCUAUUGACUGCAUGCACGUGCGUAUGCGUGCUUGACUAAUGAAAAGACGAAAGGCAAAUUCCCUUGAGAACAUUAUGUGGUCUGAAUUGGGAAAACAAAACAUACAAGCUAAAAAGGUCCAUUGCAAUUGAAGCUAUUGCAAAUUUAUGCGGAAAAAAAAUCGGGCCUUCAAAGGGAUUCGAACCCAUGGCCGCUGCGUUAGCUCUGCAGUGCGGAACCAACUGUGCUAUGAAGAACCAUACAUUGGGAGCAGGCCAAUUAGUGGAGUUCAUCUUAACACGUGAAUGGAAUGAAACAUGAAAUGGUGUGAAUUGCGCAGUGUAUUUCCGCAGUUCACGUAAUCUCCAUUCUAUGUCCCAGAAGUCCUUGCGAAAGUUUAACUCGUCCCAGAUUCCUGUGCGUUUCUAAAGUGGAGAAUUGUUUUGUGUUUUUUUUCUUUUGCUUUCUCUCAAGCGUUGUGUUUGGUUUUAUUGCGGUAUUUUGGACUUUCGUUAGUUUCACACUUUUUUAAAUGACAGGUGAAAAAUAAUGGUCCGAGUGUGGUUGAUAAGUCAGAGGUAAAUAUAUUCUAUCCAGACCUCUACUCUUCUUCCAAGACUGACAGCUACCUCCUCUACCUGCUUCAAAUUGAGGUGAGUAAAAGCUACAUUUCUCCUAUACUUUACCACUCAGCGUGCAAAGAAAGUAGUGUCCGAUAGCCCGGGGCUAGUGGAUUUUGCUAUCGGGCUAGUGAAUUCUGUUUUUAACUUGCCCGACAGGCAAGAGAUAUUUUUUUAGGAAUUCGAAUAACAGAAGAACUGUAAUCAAUCCUGCUAAUCAAAAAGGGUUUUGGGGCUAGUUGAAAUGAGUUGUGGGCUAGUACAUGCUAGCUACAGCUUGCCCGAAUGGCAAGCUGUAAAACUGACUUUCUUUGCACCCUUCCACUGAAGCGAAAGUGACUGAAAAUUUCGGAACGUCGGCGAAUUUUGAACUCCUUUUGACUCAAUCUAUGCAGAACUGUCGGAUCUAGAUUCUAGCAUGGGCACUAAAUAUUUUCGGUACUUGUGAUUUGAUUUAUAUCUCAUCAUUGCGAUUGGCAUAGUCUGUUUGUUUACUUGUUUUUUUUCUUGCUUGAAAUACUUUUGCUAUUUUCAAGCAAGUUGUUAACGGCAAUUUUAUUUUCAUUAAGUACGUGCAGCAGUAUGCAAUCAAGGGGCCCAUCUGAUAUGGCCUGUUGUAAUAAAAAUUAAAGUAAAGCUUAUGUUAAAGAUACAACUUUACUACUUCCUUGUACACGGCUCCUGAAUAAACUGUUUCUUCGUGUUUUAUUAUAAACGGCAUACGGUGUGAUUACACCGUAAUUGAGCACAAACCAUCUUGUCCCAGUUGGCUUUCGAUUCUCUAGUACAAGUAACCCCUGAUUUAUUCAGCUAGUCUGAGCGAAUAAUUGUAUUGAAUUACAGUAAUCAUUCUCUGCGCUCGUUUUUGAUUGCAGGUUCAGGGAGCCGGGGUGUGUGACGCCAAGGUCAACCCUCUAGACAUUAAGGUAAGUCAUCCCUGAUUUUUAAUCAGCAGAAAAUCUUGCCUUGCAGUUAACAGUUUCGGAGAAAUCCUCUUUUGAAAACUGGAAAUUUUACAGACGUUUGGCCAUAUGAGUAGAAAAUUUAUAGCUUUUUAACGCAACACUCUUGUGCUUGUGAAAAGUGCCUGUGUCCCCUCUAUCCAUCCUCCCUGGUUAGCUUAGUAGAGGAUUUACGCCUUAUUAAAGCAUUCAGCUCUCUUCAUCAACAAUUUUUUCCAUAAUCCUGUAUACAAUUUCCUCUCACUUUAUUUGAAGACUAAUGACACAAAUCAAGUAGAGGACGAAGUGAAGUCUCGCAGACGACGUGACACUGAAGAGCUGCUGGUGAGUAUACUGAGUAUACUUACUUUUCGUGGGGGAUAUGAGGCGUAAAAAUCUCCUCAGGCGAUUAGUUUUCUUCAAAGACGUUGGUUCGCCAUGUCACGCAACGAUCCUUGUCAUUUGUCGAGGAAUGCGUGACAAGCAAUAAGAACACCCGCGAAGUAGGCUACAAUAUUUGGUUUCGUUACCCAACGGCUAAGGAUCGUAAAGAAAUAUGGGCAUACUUAUAUAGGCAUUGGGCAGAUCUUUUUUUCGGUUAUUUUCUCACUAGUCCUUAAACGAGCUGCAUCAAUUUACGUUUGAAAAUUUAGAAGGCAGAGAAGAACUACCUCUCAUUUAUAAAUUUCAGGACGAUUUGCGGUAUGCAAUGCGUUGUUAAAAACUAGAGAGUUUACGUAGUAUUUACCCCUUAUUAACCAUCUUGCCAACCAGAAGUGUGCAUUUUGUAAUGACAAGUUUUCCCUAUUGUUGCCAAGUUACGGUAAUCCUUUAUCCCCUAAAGCCUCGUCCAGACAUAAUCGGAUAUUUUUGAAAGUACAUUUCCACAGGUAGAGUGUUCGAAUCGUUUUCGUCCGUUCACACGGAAACAUUAAAAAGAUUGAAAAACGAUUGCAUGCCUUGCACCGCACGCGCUGUAUGAUAUCAUCGUCCCGUCCACACGAAAACGAUAAGCCGCCGUUUUCAACGAUCUUCACUCUGGAGAGCGUUUGUGAAAAGAUGCGUUUUUGGUAACUGUUUUCUCCAGGUACGUGUGGACGGGGCAUAAGAGUCAAUGGCAUGUAAUUUCUCCUUACAAUAUCAUCCCUGAACCAAACAUUAAUGUCAUGAGAAUUGACCACUCCAGAAAUAGCACAACAUACCACAAUGCUCUUUGUUUGUCACCCCAAAAUUUUAAGCAUUGUCUUCAGUUUCUCUUUGGAGUUAAAAUGGCUCCCAGAGAAACUGAAAACAAUGCUUAUGCAAAAUUUUGGGGUGACAAACAAAGAGCAUUAUGGUAUGUUAUGGUAUUUUCUGGAGUGGUCAUUAAAGGGAAUGAUCUCCAAGUGUUGAAGCUCUUGAUUGUUAAGCAAAUUCCCCUUGUCAGUAGCACAGGAAAUGUAUAGAGAACAAUAUGGAGAUAUGCAUGCUGAAAUUGGUUAAUGAUCAUGUUACUGUGAAUUCCAGGAUUGUCGAAAAGCCUCCUGCAGACAGAUCAAGUGCCUUCUGGGAAUGUUAAAGAUGGACGAUAAAGUGGAGUUCAAGAUAACAUUCCGUCUUUGGCAAAACACGCUGCUCAAGGUUUGAUGACGGUCACGUGAUAUUGUUCCCACUAUUCCUCACCCAAGAAACUAUAUUAAAGGGGAUUGGGUACAAGCUUUCAGCGCAACGUUUGGGUGGACAGCCACAGCUUAUGAUUGGGUAAUGGUUGCCGUGAAUACCAUGGACCAACCAUAAGUCACGCUUGUCCACCCUAGCGAUCCCAGAAAUCGUUGCGCCGAAAGCUUGUACCCAUUCCUCUUAUUGUUUAGGGAGCAGAGAAUUUAAGUGCAUGAUCACAGUGAACUCCCUCCCCCCGUCCAGGGUUUAACCCUCCGGAUCAAAAGUUAGGACCACAUACGAGUCUCCAUCAUGAACUCUCUGAGUGAAAGGUUUGAACGAGGACGACGACGGCAGCCUGAAAAUGUUUUUGAAAAUAUUCUUAUUCUUCCAAACUUGAUUACGUUUUUUGAGCUUUGCUCAAUUUGUCAAAUGUAGGUGAAUGUGUCUGAAGUUGAACUGUAUCCAACUGAGUUCAAAAAAAGCCAGGAAACUUCGUCGUCUUGUGUCCGCGUCUUCAUAAAACGUCCCAGUAGGAGGUUUUGUUGUCCUAAUGCGACGGGGAAUUUUCGCAGGAAUUUCCAGUCCAUUCGCUCAUAUUUGAAAAGUACUAAAAAGUGCGAUGCAUGAGCGGAGGUGUUGUUGUGUGGUGAUGUGGUCAAAAUAUUCCAGAUAGAUUGCUAUUGCUUUCCUAUCUGAAGAAUAUGUCAAUGAAUACAAACCCAGAGCGUGGAAACGUUAUCUGUUGUUCUUACGACACAUAUCUUUUAUCAAAUUUUUCACCAGGAACUUGAUCCGCCAAGAGCAGUAGUCCUCCAAACAAGGGCAACUUUGAAAGUUACACAGGAUAAAAUUACGCAAACAGAUGAAAAUAACGACGAAGCAACGGUUGGUAUAGACAUCAUCAUCAUUGUAUUGUAUUUGUUAAAGCAGGUUACAUAUAUCUAGCCGAUUUUUUGAAAACGAACCUCGCGAAAUUCGCAGCCAUUUGAGUGUAAAAAGGUGUUAAAAAAGGCUGUUUUUUUGUGCUCGAUAAGUUCUUAAAUCAUACUAGCUAAGGAAAGGUGGAUCAAUUUAGGUUUUUGGGAAACUGCCUACCCUCCCCUCCCCGACGCCAACAUUAUCACUUAUGUCUCACUUAGGGCAAAAUGUUGGCUUUGUGGAGGGGUAGGUGGGCAGCUUCCCAGAAACCUACGAAAAUGUAAGGACAAAAAGUUAUAUUACGGUUAUUAUUUUGACCGUGGCAGGGUUAGCUCAGUCGGUAGAGCGUUUGACUGCAGAGCGGGAGGUCGCGGGUUCGAUUCCCGGGGCCGGACCAUUACUCAGGGUCUUGAAAUGACUGAGAAAUGAAGGUACUUCCUUUGCACUGCAAGCGGCGAGACCUUCGCGUGGCUCGGAUGACCACGUCAAAUGGCGGUCCCGUCUCCAUUAAGAGACGUAAAAAUAGUGUCCCCAAUUAGCACUUUCGUGCUAAAUACAUUGACACUCAAAUAAAAAAGUGCAUUUAUUUAUUUUUUUUUUUUAAAGUGAAACCAUUUUGAUUCUUGAAACUGUCUCCUAGAAGCAGCGACUAAAGCUGAAGUAAUUCUUCAAUAUCUUAUCGCUAUUUUCUUUAUUUUGCAGAUCAAAACAACAGCAAAUCCUGCACAAACCGAGGCUCAAGAGAAAAAGACUCCCUGGUGGGUGAUUUUCCUGUCUGUGCUCGGCGGAGUCAUACUGCUGGCUGGGGCGAUAGCUAUUUUAUACAAGGUAAGUACAUUCUGUGGUCCCCCGGUGCUGAGGUAAAAAUAGAUUUGAGGUUUUCUUCAAAGAAAAGAACCGUUUAGCCAAUUUGUCUCUUUUCUCCUUUAAUUGUUGUCAAGGCUUAAAUUGUUAAAACCUGGGUGAUCAAUAGUUAGUUGUUGUUUUGCGGGCGAGAGGUGAUUACCCACAUAGAAAGAAAGUGAGACACGCGUCGUGGAGCAGCCGAGCGUGACACAGCAAAUGUAGGGCUUUGUCACGCGUUCCUUUCUCACGAACAACGCUCAAUACCAUACGGAAUUCAAAGGCAUUUAUACUCAGAACACCGAUCGGCGGCCGAACCGCUGAGCAGCGAAGGAGCUGAUGGUGAGCUAAGACAUAGGAGACCUCCCGAUGACCGUUAUGGUCAACAAUGUGCAUCCUAUUGACUCCAUAUCGAAUGCGUCGUUUUUGAUAAAGAAUAGUGGAAGAUGGAAGAUGUUGAGCUCGGUGUAUGAUGAACAGGAUGUUAUGUUGGUGAUGUCUCGACUGUUGGACGUAUAAAAACUGAAAUCUGAGUCAAUGCAAUUAUUCAAACCCAUACUUUCCCAGGAAACUGGUUGCUAUUUCGAGUAUAUGUGUGCUUUUACAUGUAUUCUUGCUUCAAAUCGCGAAGAGGAUCCAUUAACGGUUUAGGCUUACUUUACAGGGUCGCCCCCCCCCCGGGGGGGGGGGGGUUGUGGAAUACCAAAAUACCUGAAAAAAAACCUUCCAAUAUACCAAACAUUAUACUAAAACUCGUGUAAAAUACCGAAAUUAAGAAAAGCACAGUAUACUUUAUACCCAAAAUUGGUCUUGAGGGAAUACUUUGUACCCAAUUUUAAGCGUGAAAAGACUGUAUACCUGAAAUUAAGUACCCCAAUUUACUGUAUACCCAAAAAACCCUGGCCGACCCUGACUUUAAGACUUGGCAGAACAAUCUAAAUCAACCUCCGAGUGUUCGAAAGUUCAGAAAUAGCGUUAUCCACAGGAUAUCCACAGGAAAGAUAAUUAUUCAAUAGCGCUAUCCAGAGGGUAGAUAAUUAUUCAAUAGCGCUAUCCAGAGGAUAGAUAAUUAUUCAAUAGCGCUAUCCACAGGAUAGAUAAUUAUUCAAUAGCGCUAUCCACAGGAUAGAUAAUUAUUCAGUGCUAGGGAAGCCUAUUGGACGGAGAUUUACCCAGUGGAUAGUGCUGUCCAGCUUGUGAACAACUGAGGCCUGAAUCUCAUUUCUUGCCCCUAUUCAUUUUCUACAGAAGUAGGGGGGAGUUGAUAAAAUAUGAAGCAAACUCAUCUUGUGUGAUCAUGUCCUUAAUUCUCAUGACCACUCUGUUUUACAAAGCAUUGAUAUUACAAGGAGAAAUUUGAUGCUGAUCACCCUUAGGGCUUAAAGGGUUAAAGGGCCGUGAUGUUAAGAAGCAUUGCGACACUCAAAUCUGAGCCACUGUUUUGAUGGUUUGUUCGUUUGUUUGUUUGUUUGUUUGUUUGUUUGUUUGUUUGUUUCGUCAAUGCACAACAUUCAACACGUUAGUGUAUAUGACAGGAAAUGACUUUGUUUCAAUCAUUUUCAUCCGUGUGAACCACAUUCAUACAUAUGAUCCCAAUCAUUCUUGUGUUGCACCAAGCCUUUUAUCUUCCGUAAGACACACAGGCUCUUAUUAAGCACCACUGUAAAGACAAAACUAUGAUCUUAACCACCACCGUAAACUUAAGCACCAUUGUAAAUUACAGCACUGUUUUUAGUAGGGUUAGACGUCACUUAAACUAACUUGAUAAAUCAGUAAUGAUCAGACCACCUGUAUAAAUAAAUGCACAAUGUGCUCUUAUUAACUUGCACAAGGUUAAGGGGAAGGUUCUUAAAUUACCAAAGCACAUCGACGGAGUUUUUUUAACCUACUUGCCACAAAUUUGUUAUGAUUUUUGGCUAAACUAAGAAACGUUGCAGCGGAAAUAAGAGACCUUUUUCCUCAAGAGUCGACAAAGUGGAAGAGAAGAUUUUAUCAUGAGAAGGGAAAAGGGUUUGUUUUAGUUACAUAUUCUGGUGUCUGGAACGUGUGUUUUGGGAAUAAUUCACUACCUUGAGAAAACAGCCGACGUUUCGCGUUGCCACCAUUUCCCCGUGAAAUGACGUUUCGAGAACGAGCGCAGGAAAAUCUAUACUGAUCACUUGUCACUAGCCAGAUCUGGUGCUUCUCAUUGGUCGUGACACGUCAUCAGUAUGGAAUUUCUUCGCCCAUUCCUCAGACGUCAUAUCGCGGGGGAAAUCGGUGGUCGCGUCGUAAAAAAAUACCGCGGUUUUCUUAGGCUAACAUUUCAUUUAUCCGCGACGUUUCCUAUUUUAGCCAGGCUUAGGGCGGCGUAAACUCUAAUUUAAAAAAGCACUAAAUGUAUAUGUAAAACUGUAGAAGGUGAAGGGAAAACUAAAAGAAAUGCAAAGAGGCUCCUAUUUCUGUUGGUCACUGGAUCAAUUAUCUGAAUCGCAGUCAACGACUCCGUCACGCUUGUCCUCUCUGUCGCACUUGCACUCUCCGUCACGAACCAAGCCUUUGAUUAAUUCUUGCAUUUUUCUUUAGUGUGGAUUUUUCAAAAGGAAACGUGCAAAGGAUAUCUCGGGUCCAAUGGAAGAGAACACUCCAAUGGCUGCAAAUUAACUCUUGAAUGAAACAUAGCAGCACCCGGAACAAAUGUAACGCUAAACGUAACAGUAUAAAAGUGUUAUUUAACAAGGGUAACGUGUAAGCUGUAUAACGCUUUUUGUAACAGAAAAAAUAAAAAUGUUACAUUUUUAUUUUUUUUAGAUUUAAAUUUUGCUAUACGUGUAGUUAGGGUAACCAAAAUCUUGUUGAGAGUGGUUGUUAGGGGGCCGAGGAAAAUGAAACGCAACUCUCCAGUUACAAGAACAUUGUGUGACGAUUUCGAGACUGUUGCGUUGCACACUUCUACCUAAAACAUAAAAAAUUCUUGCCCGAUAGCUUUUACCAUUUAUGGCUCCCCAUAGACUCAAUGCUUUGAAACCUUUUACAGGAUCUUAGGACCAUUGACCUUAUACAGCUUAACACGUAGAGGAUAAAUCUUGGAGCCCCUAGCUUUUGUGAACAGACUGACAUAAAUAAAAGUAAAAAGCCAUUAAAUAUAAGUUACCCAUGUAGAGAUGUAAAAUAUGAUUUCUCUACUAGAAAACUAAGCUUUUUGAUAAACAAGAAAUAGUACUUAUGUGUUUUUUCUCGGUUGUAGGCUGCAUGCUGUUGUUGAAGUGCAUGUGUUGUUUAUUGUUUGUUUCGUUUACAUUUUAGUUUGGGUUUUUCAAACGCAAGCAAAUAAAGGAUAUUUCAGGGCCAGAUACCACUGAAAUGACUGACGUCCAAUAG
Molecule: messenger RNA, 64450 nt
Organism: Porites lobata
Lineage: Eukaryota; Metazoa; Cnidaria; Anthozoa; Scleractinia; Poritidae
Source: the annotation of a GenBank genome assembly